AUGGGAUCGGUGCUCAACCAGCAGUACCCAAGUAAAGUAUCGCUUUCUGGGGUGGUUUAUGUGGCUGAAAGAUGGAGUUAAAGGGCAGGAUCGCACGUAUGUACAGAGCAAACGUGGGCUGGGCUGCUGCGUGUGGGGGGAGUGUGAGAAAUAGAAGCGGAGUGAGUCACAGCAGAUGCUGCCUUUCCUUCGACAGUGCCCUGAAGCUUUGGAGGUUAUUGAUGUGUGUGUGUGUGUGUGUGUGUGUGUGUUUAAUUUUUUUUUUUUACUACUUCCUCUGUGACUUUGGUGUACUUAAUGUUUUCGUGGGUAGGGGAAAAACAAAGGUUGGUUUCGUAAUGUUUCUUCGUGCGUGCAUGUGUUUUUGUGUGUCAUCUGUAGCAAUCGUUCUUGUACAAGCGCCAAGGAGAUGUUACUAGAAUUUAAUUCUUUCCCUUUUUGUGUGUGUGUGUGUGUGUGUGUGUGUGUACGUACGUCCUUGUUCUCCCGCAAUCUCCUCUUCAAAUCAGCGGGGGCGCGUAAAGGUGGAGAUGAGCCCGGGAAAUUGCCGGAACAAGAAGAAGAAGAGGAGGAGGAGGAGGAAGAAGAAGAAUCCCAGGUUUUGCACGGAACAGGCCAUUGCAAGUGGUUUAAUGUGCGAAUGGGGUUCGGAUUUAUUUCCAUGCUCAACCGCGAGGGAAGCCCCUUGGAGACUCCGGUUGAUGUCUUUGUACACCAAGUAAGCCCGUUUUGUUGUUUUAGUCGAAUCUCAGCCCCCCACCCUACCCCACCCAUUUCCCUCUAACCCAUGCCUUCGUUUUAUGUGGUCUAAAAACCCCUUUAAAUGCUUCCGUAGAUGUUUGUGAGCUCUGUUUAAAGCCAGCUUCAGAUAGCAGUUUCUGUUUGCCAUCCAACCGCCCUCCCCCCACAAAUGAGAUCAGUAUCCAUGACUUGUUGGUCCUGUAGAAAGAAAAGUGUACCAUCUCAACAGGUUUGUUUGUUUUUUAGUACAAAGUCUUGCUUUUGUUUAGCGUUCUCUUGCUUUGUUUGUGGGUGGAUUGAGUUUUAGUUGUUUUUCGUGAUGGAAGAGAUUCUUCUCUGCUAAAAUGAUAGUAGAAAAAAAAGCAAGUCACCUAAAUGACUCCCAGGCUGCAGCUCUGUGCAUACUUAUCAGAGUUAACAGUGGGACUUAAUGUUUCAGUAAACAUGCGCAGGAUGUGCUGAUAACUUUCCCCAUGGUGAAAAUUAAGAUCCUUUUAAGUGUUGUGGGCUCUUUCUUUCUCCUAAAAAAGCUAGAUAGUGUUGCAGUUUGUUUUUAUGAUGCUUAUGUUCAGAUCAAACCAAACAGUAGUGCACAACUUGUAUUUGUUUUGCUGCAGUGUAGUGUGGAUAUUGAAAGAGUUCGUAUAGUGGACUAUGAUACAUCAAAGGAUCACUGGUGUUUUGUGUUUUUGGGUGUGUGAAGGUCUUCUGACUGGAAAACAUUUUCCUGACAUGUAUAAGACCCUUGUCUCCUUAAGGUCAGAGGGCUCAAAAGCCAAAGUACAGGAGGUGGCUAUUGUCCUCAUAUAUGUGUAUAUAAAAGCAAGACCAAGCUAAUGUUGAUAUUUACUAUAAAAUCAUUACAGUAAUAGUGGGAAUGUAACAAAACAAAACAAAAAACCUGUGGCAUGUGUGUGUUCUUAGAACUGUCUUCUUUACCCCUUGAUUUUCUGAGCCCUGAAAAGCAGUAGUAGUUCAAAUCUGAAUUGGAGUGUUCUUUUUAUUGCAGUAAUCUCAAAAGGGUAAAUUAUUGGGUUACUCAUAGAAUGAAAUACCCUUAAGCCUAAAUAUAGUUUGCUAAACUUCAAAUUGAUUUAAAUAGAAGUCCUUAGCCCCAUAUGUGCUUACUAUUGCUUAUAGUUUGUUUUCAGAACAUGGAUAAUGUUUGACUUGUGACCACAUGAGAACUGCUAAAAACAGCCUUAAGUUUUGUAAUGGUGGUAGUCAUUUUCUAGCAAACUGACACAUUCUUGUGCUUGCCUUUAAUCUGUGUGUACAUAUAUCAUUCCUGAAACCCUAGUUUGGUCCAAGCACUGCACAGUUUGGGAGUCCCCCUCGUCUAUUUUGUGGGUCCUAUUUAUAAUAAUAGAGCAGACUUUAAGGUAACUGAAAAAUAAGGACAUGUGACCUCAGUUUUAAAACCACUUACAGUUGCAAUAUUCAGUGAAACUGCUCUGGAAUUAGUGACUUUAUAAUUUCUAUUUCUAACAAUAAAAUUGGAUAAUGAUCUCCUGAGAUUGGGUAUCUGUUUUCUAAUCUAGAAGUGUUACUUCCGUAUAAUUUUAAACUUUCAGUUUGACAUUAGCACAUGAAAGCUGCUCCUUUUCUUAUGUGUCUUUCUGAAAUAUAAGUACUGAAGCUGUUGUCAGUGUUGAUUGCUAGCAGCUUCUGGGCUUUGCUCCUGUUCUCCCCCCCCUCCCCGCCACCUUGACCUUUCUUUAGGUCACUGUAUUGAGGUUUACAAUCCUACAUGCUUAUCAUGGUAUAUAUGAAGGAGUGUUUUUCUGAUCAUAUGCAGUAUUAUUUUCUUUGCUCUUCAGUAUGAGAAUCAGAAAUCUUUACAGCAUAAAUGCAUUUGAUAAGAUCACUCAUUGAGCUGAUCAUGCAGCUGGAUCAGUGCUUUCUGACUUCAGUGCUACUAUUCUACUGCUGGAAUAAUAUCUGCUUGUGGUGGACCAUUCAUUUGGCUUUGAGAACUGCAGCGGCAAGACUGGUAUCACACACAGCCCUCUUCCAGGGUUUUUUUUGGAUUCUGAACAAUGCAUUAUGUUUGGAGGUAGAAUAUACUACUGGCAUUUUAAAACAGACUUUGGUAAAAAGGAAUAUUUUUUUAGAAGAGUGCAUUUGAUAUCCCACCUUAUCACUAACACUGAAGGCAAAUAUUUUUUUAUCUCAUAUGUUCUCUUGCAGAUACAGUGAUGCAAGUCGUAGUUAAACCCACUAUAUAAAAAUGGAACUGAGAUAAAUACCCUGUGUUUACUCUCUCUGUGUCUCACUCACUCACUUAGUCAUCACAUGAUAGCUGCAACAAUCACAGUUGUAUGUGAAAGAGCAAUCAUGGAAUCAAAUGCCACAGUUUGAGGAUUUUCUAUCAUUUUAACUACAAUCUCCACUGAAAUGCACACACUACUGCUUGUCAGGUGAUACAUUUUCAAGUGGUGUAGGUGCAUAUGUGACCUGGCACCCAAUAAUUUUUUAGUAAGUGGAGUAUAUGAAUCCAUAUAUGGAGCCAGUGUGGUAUAGUGGUUAAGAGCGGUGGACUCGUAAUCUGGUGAACCUGGUUCGCAUCCCCGCUCCUCCACAUGCAGCUGCUGGGUGACCUUGGGCCAGUCACACUUCUUUGAAGUCUCUCAGCCUCACUCACCUCACAGAGUGUUUGUUGUGGGGGAAGAUGGGAAAGGAGCUUGUUAGCCUCUUUGAGACUCCUUAAGGGGAUAUCAAGUCCAAACUCCCUCUUCUUCUUCAAUGAUCCCUUCUCCAUGUACUGAACCAUGGUGGCUAUAAGGAAGAAGGUAAUUAAAUCAACCUGCUAGAAAAGAUAUUUAUUUAUCUGUUUGUUGCAAACAUUUAUAGUAUGCAGUAAGCAAAGCAAAGCCAAAACCAAGAGAUAAAUAUAAAUGUGAAGGAAUAUGUUAACUCUCUAUAAUAUGUGUUACUAGUAUUGUCAUCUAAGUCAACAAUAGCAUCUCUUGAAUACUGUACAGUGGUACCUCGGGCUACAGACGCUUCAGGUUACAGACUCCGCUAACCCAGAAAUAGUACCUCAGGUUAAGAACUUUGCUUCAGGAUAAGAACAGAAAUUGUGAGGCGGCGGCAGCAGGAGGCCCUUUUAGCUAAAGUGGUGCUUCAGGUUAAGAACAGUUUCAGGUUAAGAACGAACCUCCAGAACGAAUUAAGUUCUUAACCCAAGGUACCACUGUAUGUGUAUUGUGAAUGUUCAUAAUGACUGUCUUCAUGAUACAUGCAGCAUUUUGAUGUAGCAGUUCUGUGCUACCAAGGGGUUGUUUUGAGAAAAUAUUGAACAGAUAGAAAAGUUGUUUUCAGUUGUGUUAGCAGCAUGUCUGGAAGUAUUUAAGAAAUUAACUGCUUAUAAUUGUGUAGGUUUUAGUUGGCAUUUGGAGAUAUUUUUGCUUGUGGAAAAAUGUUCAGAAAUAAUGGCAAUAGUUGGAAAUAAUGUUCCUGCAUUGCCAUGGUUUAAUAGAAAGUAUGUUUUGCCAGCAUAACUGGGACAAAAACAGUACUGAGGUAUUGAAGUGAACAUGCUGAAUUGGUCAAAAGGAGGAUAAUUUUGGAGGAGGGAAUGAGACAAUUUGUACACAUAAACUCUAUUCAUAUGUUUUGGAGCAAACACAAGUGAGUUUAAAGUGGUGGGGGAGUGAGGCAUGUAUGCAGCCCAUACCCCCAUUUAUCCAUGCCUACAUCAUCUCCACUUCAGACCUUCCUACAUUCAAUGUCAUGGUCUGAAAGAGGAUUCUAAGUAUGUCUGGGUGAACAUGCUAAUUCAGAUAUUCAUGAUGAAUGCCUGCAACAUCGUUUGCAUGUGUGGACAUUGUGGAACCUCCACACCUUAAUCCCACAUUUCUUUGACCUGAAUUCAUAAAGAGGGCUAUAUUAUUUAAGAUAUAAUCUUAAUUUCAGCAAAAUUGGAACGAAUUAUAUGAUGUUUCUUUCUAAAUGGGAUGCUAGGAAUGAUAUAAUUUAUCCACUAUAGUUCCAAAUAACCCAUACUUGAACUAAACAUUGUGCAUGUGUUCAUUUAUUGUAGCACCAAGUGGUUAAUCUCGAAAGAUGGGAGCAAUGAGAUUGUUGGGGUUUUUUCCCUGCUUAUCCUACUUAUUCCAGAUUUAUUACUUGGUGGUAAAUCCUAUUGAUGCCAGCUGAAUUUAAUUCUGUGCAGUGGAUUAAAAAAAUUAAUGGAUAGACAUUGUGAUUUCUUUUUUAAAAAUUGAAAAGGCUUCUAUGCUUGCUUUUCACAUGCACCUGAAGUUAUUCUACAGAUUGACACAAUCAUAUUUCCUAUAUAUACUUGCACUAAUGUAGGUCCCAUUCAAUACAAUAUGAUUUGAGUUUUGAGUAGACCUGCAUAAGAUGAUACUGUUAAAACUGCACUUCCUUCUAGCAGUAUUUUUACUAUCUUCAGUAUUCCUAAAUUUUAGGAAUGUGGCAUGUUUCAUUUUUAAAAAAAUCAUUUGAGGCCCAAAAAUAUUAUGACCAAUCCAGAUUUUUUAAAGUAUUGAUUCUUGAGGAAGACAUCCAUCUUUAGAAUACAAUCCUAAGUGUGCUUAUUGAGAAUCAAGUUGGAUCCCAAGAGCCUGUGCCAUUGACGAAAUGAGUCCUUCUACUGGGCUUUUAAGGUUGGUAGAAGUUCCAAUCAAUGGAUGAGUGGAAGUGACCCUCUCAUUCCCUCUCCCCCUGCAAUCUUUUCCACCACCUUCCCACACUCUUCCCUCCAAUUAUUCAGAGCAAAUUGUUUAGGGCUGCUGUGGGGGUGGGAGGGUACAAAAUCUGUUAGCAGAAGCAGGAAUGGAAUUCUUUGAAUGCAAGCUUAGCUGCAUCAAGGUGUGUUGGUUACAUCUAGUAUGUAUACUUGUGACUGCAGAUUGCAGCUUAGCUUAUUUGUAGCUCCUAUUGUGAGAAGCACAAUAUGAGAACAAUAUGCUCUCUUUGAUAAAUGGAUGGAAGAGCAAUGUAUCUUUUGCCAUUGAUGAAUCCUGAGACAGAGAAGAGGAAGUCUUAAAUGUCCUAGAGCUGCUUCUUCUUUGCUUGUUAAUAGUUAUGUUGAAUUGGGCUUUAUCUGCAAUUAAAGAUUUAUGGUUGCAGCCUAUUGUGUCAUUCUGUUCACUGAAAGCUCUUUGAUCCAGCAGUGGCUUCCAUGAAUGGAAAGGAAAGGGAGAUGAUUUUAAUGUUUAAUGUUUAACAGACUAUUGUAUUUUAAUAUUUUGUUGGAAGCCGCCCAGAGUGGCUGAGGAAACCCAGCCAGAUGGGUGGGGUAUAAAUAAUAAAUUAUUAUUAUUAUUAUUAUUAUCAUCAUCAUCAUUAUCAUUAUCAUUAUCAUUUAUUCUUCCUUCACUUUGCACCUCUCCCAAUUUGCUCUAGAAGGUUGGGUGAUCCACUGGAACAGCAUGGAAGGUGCUUUAAGGAAGAGAGAGAGAGAGAGAGAGAGAGAGAGAGAGAGAGAGGUGAAUUUGUACAAAUCAUCUUUCUCCUAUCUCUGGAAGCCAUUCCUGCAUCAAACAGCUUUCCAUGUAAAAGUAAAACAGAUUUAAUUCUUGUAUGUGCACUGCAAUUAACAUUAACAUCUGAGCCAACUGACAAUGCAAAAUAAAACUAUUGAAACUAUUAAAAAUAAAAUAAAAACAAAAACAGACAGUGGAGCUCAAGGACAAACAACCUUACUCGUUGCCACCUUCAUCCAGAAGCUUUUGAUGAACAAAACAAUGCUACUGAACGCAACCCUUAAUAAUUGCACCAAUUUAGACUGCAGAUCUAAAUUCCAUUUACCUGGAAUUGCACCUCAUUGAACUCAAUUACACUGCGUCUUAAUGGACAUGUAUAGUUUUGCACAAUAGGUUGAUUAAACCUUGUAGGUUUGGCUUUUUUCAUAUUAUAAGCUGCACAAAUGUUGGUCUGAAGUAUUCUGAAAUAUUGGAAUAUUUGCUAACAUUGCAGUUGAGACAUGGCUGUAAAUUUUUUUUGCCUACAUAAUUUAUACCCAGAUUUGGAACAUGUUUUGUCUGUAAUUUAGAAUGACCAGAUAGUCUAAAGAGGUGACAAGAAACAUUAGACUAAUUUCUUAACAUAUUUUUUGAGGUAACUAUUGAAGAGAAGUUUUCACGGGGGGAAAUGUGCAAACCGUUUCAACACUCACAACUCGUGAGCUUUACCACAAAGUUCCUUUUUAAAUAUGCUAGAAGUGAGAGGCGUCAACUUCUUUUAUCUUUCUCUCUCCUUUAUAAUGGGACUAAAUCACACCCAUGGCCAGAUAAAUGUACUCAGAAGCACUUCACUUGGAAGAUACACAUUGGGAUAAGGGCUUUAAAAAAUAUAUAUCACUUAUUGCCCAUUAAAAGGAAAAGUUUCACUUAUUUCACAUUGAUUGGCCAGCUUCACUUUGCCAGUGUUGGUUUGCUCAAGUCAAGAGAAUAACUAUUCAAGUCUCCUACAUGUCAAGCAGAUAAUUCCAUGUACUAAAUUCAUUUCAUCCAAACAUAACCACAAAUUAUAAUUUGGGUUUAUUAUGUGCUGCCUUUCCCUCUCUCCCUCUUUUUGCAGAAGAGGAGACUCAGCCACAGUUUUCACUUCAUUUGAAAAUAUUUUAUAGUUCAGCCACAAUAUUGGAUCUGGUCCACUAGAACCCAGGCCCUCCUGCUCUACAGAUUAACAUCCUAAGCAGCCUUGGUAUUCUUCCAGGACCACCUUCAUACCUGAUAAUCUCACGCAGACCCCAAGCAUAUAGCUCUGUAUUGAAGAUUCCUUCUGAGGAGCUGUUGUAGUGCAUGACAGCUGGUUCCAGGAUUGACCUUGGUUUGGAUAACUGGGAGAAUAAGGGCUGAAAAGAGCCCCCACCCCUAAAUUAUUGACUAAAAUAGUCAAUAAUGAUAAAUUAGUGCAUGUAACAAUGGUGUUUCUCUGAUAAUUGUGCACUUUCUUCCCAUCCAGCUAUGCCGCCUCCAUUUUCAUGUUGGUAAAUUACAAGUAUCUGCUGGUUAUUUACUUAAGCAAAUACCAUAUUAUCUCUCCUCCUCCUCCUCCUCUGCCACCACCAUUAAACCAUGACUUCUCAAUACAUAUUAACCUGUGUUUACAUUCAGGAAUUGGGAAUCUGAGCUUGGUUUUCAAUAAGAAUCUUGGAAAAUGCCUAGGACAUCCAAAGAAGGAAGCACUUGUGCAUAUUGCCCAUUCUCACCCCUAUCUUCCUUCCCAAGGUGGAAAAUAAUACAGGAUUUUUUCAAGGCCCUAUUACUGGAAAGAGCAAACAUUACACUGUUUAGCAAGGAUUCAUUGGAGAUUUGCUAUCAACUCUGGUGCUAGUAGCCAUGGUGAUUCCAGCUUCAAUAGCAUAUUAUAACAGCUGAAGUUUGAAAACUCAUAGCCAGCUCUUUGAAUAGAGUUGUUGGUCCACCAUGAAUCCAGUUGGUAGUAAGUGAGCAUCCCUGGGACCUGAAAUAUUUAUUUGAAAAAAUAAAGCAAGCUUUGGGUGGAAUGCUCCUGACUAUUAAGGAUAAAUAGCUACUGCUGAUUUUGUUAGAAUUUUCUUAAUUAGCAUGUGUGACAUUAUGGGGCUCACCAUACCAUCAGAAUGUAUGGUUGAAGUCAGAGAAGAAUUAUGGUAGCUGUUGGGACCUCCUAUAUGCAAUCUUUUUGUCUGUCUCUUUCUUCCUGGAGGUGCAGAAGCAAUGCUGGGUGCAAAACUACUUUCUGAAAACCCUGCAUCUGAAAACAAGUGAUCUUAAAACAGAGGAUUAUUUGAACUAUGUAUUUUAAGAACUAUGCAAGUUGACAUAAUUGAAUAUGGAAAUUUAAGUAUGGAUAUCUUCCAUGUUGUGGGCCCUCUGUUGAGCUUCUGGUGACUUUUAUAUAUAUAUAGAAGUUUGGCAUCAUUGCUUCUGUACCACUAAGAGAUCCACUUUAUGUGCAUUGAUAUAUGAACAAGUAAUGGUCAGCGCCAUCGGUGAAUGGCGGAGUUCCUCCGUCCGGAGGAACGGGCUCCGUGGAAACUGGGUCUUCCCGCCGUGGCGAAGGUGGGGACCCGCUAGAAAUCCAAGGUGGAGGAAGCCUGGGAACGUGGGGUUCGGCAGGGCACCAGGAGCGCCCCCCUACUCGCAGGGAAUCCCAUUUAGGGGCUCCGGAGCGAAGUGGGGUGAGAAGCGCGGUGCUGCGAACUGACUGCUACUUUCACGGAGUGAAGCCGCACAGCCAUUGCCGGAGAGCGCUGACUUUUUCCUGUGGACAAUUGGAUUUAAAACAAGUACCCAUGAGUAGAAACGGAAAAUUGGAUCAAGAAAUUUCUUAAUUUGGUAACGAAGCGGGAAGGUUCAAAACAGGAAGUCUGCCUUCCGCUUUUUGUAUAUAGACUAAAGCAAAAACUUUGUAAGCUAAAGCCUGGAAAGCUGUCAAAAAAGUCUAAAUUUCCUUCAUUCAGAAUUACUGAAACCCCCUUGGAAGCAGGAGAAAAGGGGGGGAACUUUGUUCAACCCUAGCAGGAGAGGGAGUGAAGAAGGAUAAGUUUCCACCGUCUCUAACCUGGGAACGGGGUGUCAGAGACAGAAAUUGUUGGAGAGGUUCAUUGACUGUGAAUGGAAUAUUUUGACAGAUAGCUAAAGAAGAGAAUCAAGCUGAUUCCAAUGUUGCCUUUUGCAUUCUAAAGAAACAAAAUAUCUGAAAAAUAUCUGUAAAAUGAAAGUAAUUUUCCUUUGUUGGACUUGCCUAAAAAAAAUGGAUACAAAUAGAAAUUGCCUCCUCUAGAGGGAGCUUGUCAAAUUGUUGCUGCAGUACAUUUGAGGGCUCAACAGAUGUGAGAUUAAGACUGUGGGAACAGGCUUUUCUGACCUUGGCUAAAGAUGAGCUGGAAAGAAGACUGGGUGCUUGCCUUAUGCAAGACAAGUGCCUUGCUGGAACAGAUGCAUGAGAAGAUGGACUUGAUGAAUGAGAAAAUGGAUUUGACUGUUGCAGUUAAUAACUGUGGGCAAACAGGGAAUAUUGAUACAGAAAUUAUCCAGGGACCAACUCAUGAAUCUGUACUGACUAGGCAAGUGCAGAAGAUAAUGGAGGAGGAUGCGGUUGCACCCCAAAUAAUACAAAUGGAGAGUCCCGAGGCCCUACAGGAGUAUGAGCCACUGUUAUUGAAGAUUGAAGUUGGAGUGGGCCAGGGGGAGUCUGGAGUUGAGGAGGUUCCCAACGUUGGAGAGACCUUGGAAUAUGCUUUUAAAUACUUUUUGGACUAUAUUGAGGAUUGUGGGGAGUGGGGCUGUGGGGAAUGGGUGGGUUUGAUGAAGGGAGAUGGAGACAAUUUUGGCUUUGAAUCCCCCAGAGGCCUACCCCUCAAUGAGAAAGGAAAGAAACUAAGAAAGAGACCAACAAAAGACAAGGAAAAGGGCAAGUAUAAACAGCAAGAAGAAGAAUUGCAGAAGGGACAUGGAAGAGACUUAAGGGCCUCGGACAUAAGGCUUCCAGGUUGAUGGACUAGAUGGAAUGGACAGUAAGGACUGACACGAUCCGGGACCAGGAAGAAGGGACGUUGGAUGAAGAUUGGAAUAAAAUUUAUAAAGAAAAUUUUCUAUUUAGGGAAUUGGCUAAAAAUUAAUGAAUAUUAGGGGAAAUGUUGGAAUGAAACUAUAUGACUUUAGCAGAAAUGAUAUCAGGAGUAAUGUAUAUUUGAUAACUAAGAUUUAAGCUCUAAGGUAUUUUUUAUGUAUUAUAGUGUUGUUUUUUAAGGGUUUUUUUUUCCUUCUUAUAAUUCUGAAACUACUAAUAAAUAUUAUUUUUUUUAAAAAAAAGAUAUAUGAACAAGUAAUUUCCAAAUCAGGCGUGCAUGACCAUCUCUUUUUACUUAAUUUAGCACUGGUCUGUGUUCUUGAUCUGCUUAAAAGUUGCUAAACUGCAAAUAGAAAAUACAGUUUGCAAAUGUAUUUAAAUGAUUUGAACAUAAAAAGUAAAAAGAAAAUCUAUUGAAAAGGACAGCAAAGUGGAAAUGUACAUAUGUAAAUUGGUGGUCCAAAAGCAUGAAGCAAAGAUCAGUGAAACAAAACAAUUUUAUGUCUCAUCUACUUUUCAAAAAUUCUGGCACUGGAUGACCCAGUCCACAGCUCACUUAGGUGGAGAUCUCUGAUUUGAGCAAGAGAAGCUCAUUAACUCACAAUGCAGUAAAGGCUACUUGUACAUCUGAUUGUUAACUGUCUCCUUGACACAUGAGAGCAGAUUCCUCAACCAAAUUUGCUAGUGCCUUUAGACACACGGCUGCAUAAUAACAGCAGAUAUUUAGUAUCAUCUCUAUGUAACUUAAUAUCUCAAGUUAUAUAGUUAGAAACUUGCAGCUUGUUCUACUAAGUCACAAUAUAAAUUGAAAUUUAGCUUUUGAUACUGACUUUGUUUUUUCAUAUUUCAGUUUGCUGUUGGCUAUGCAUUAACCAUGCGUGCACUGCAGUAAUCUGCUCCGGGUUAUCAAAGCUUGGGUUGAAGCUGGUAAUAGACACUUAUUUCUAUGGAAGUUGUUUGGGAUUUUCGUAACAAAACUGAAUUCAGGAGUCCCCUCACACUAUAGACCUGUUCUUUCAAGAGCACUGCAUCAUCAUCCAGAACAGGCCAUCUGCCUGAUUCCCAGAUCUGAGAACUGUCAGCCCACACCAUCGCUUGUCCUGGGUUCAGUUUAAACAAUGAUCUCAAUGGCAUUCAGCCUGAUUAGAAGUAGUUGUCCCUGUGGCAACUUUUCUUUAUUAAGACAUUUGCGUUGUGAAAUUACGGUUUUCUAUCUUCCAUGUUGCUAGCUAGUAUGUGCUAGUAUCUUUUUAGGUACUUUAUACUAGUUGUUAGAUUAUGCUCAAUAGGGGUAAUAAAGCUUAGGCCAUGUCUGGCCCAAUCGCCUUCUAAAUCUGGCCUGCGGACGGUCCGGGUAUCAGAGUGUUUUUACAUGGGUAGAAUGUGUCCUUUUAUUUAAAAUGCAUCUCUGGGUUAUUUGUGGGGCCUGCCUGGUGUUUUUUACAUGAGUAGAAUGUGUGCUUUUAUUUUAAAUGCAUCUCUGGGUUAUUUGUGGGGCAUAGGAAUUUGUUCAUUAUUUUUUUUCAAAAUAUAGUACGCCCCCCCCACAAGGUCUGAGGGACAGUGGGCCGGCCCCAUGCUGAAAAAGUUUGCUGACCCCUGGCUUAGGCAAUCAAGAGAUGAAAUAGUGGGCUGAAAUUUUCUUUUGUAAGUGCCUUGCACUGAAAGUAGUAGGAUUGCCAAUGGAUUAAUCUGUUUCUGCAUUAUCAAUCCACCUGCAGAAAGAUAUUACACGUGGUGUUAUUUUUAUUUUGGGAAGUAGGGUUAUUUACAAGCUGUUGCGUAUGGUGGGGAGGACUGUAUCCUGUGCUAGGGCAAUGCAUCUGCAAUGCUUUAUUUUCUGCAGUAAAAGGUAAAGGGACCCCUGACCGUUGGGUCCAGUCGUGGACGACUCUGGGGUUGCAGCGCUCAUCUCACUUUACUGGCCGAGGGAGCCGGUGUACAGCUUCCGGGGUCAUGUGGCCAGCAUGACUAAGCUGCUUCUGGUGAACCAGAGCAGCGCAUGGAAACGCCAUUUACCUUCCCGCCAGAGUGGUACCUAUUUAUCUACUUGCACUUUGACGUGCUUUCGAACUGCUAGGUUGGCAGGAGCAGGGACCGAGCAACGGGAGCUCACCCCAUCGUGGGGAUUUGAACCACUGACCUUCUGAUUGGCAAGCCCUAGGCUCUGUGGUUUAGACCACAGCGCCAUCCGCGUCCCAUUGCAGUAGGUGUAGUCAUUAAAAUCUAUUUAAUCAUGCUUGCGGUGAAGCAAUAUGAUCAGAUAUUAGAGUUUUGAAAAUUUUAUCUUGGAUCCAUCCAUUGCUGUUUGCAACCAACUAUAUUUAGAUUUAUCCCAAAACUUCCUAUAUUUUAAUUCACGUAUCAUUUAAAAGAGAGGGAGCAGAAUCCAAUGGGCCAACUUUCAGUUAUGCACCUUCAUCUCUCUCCACCCCCACCCACCACUGCAGCCCUCCAUGUGUGCUCAAAAGCUGCUCUAGAAGGUUUCCCUCUGGAGUAUAUUUUGGGUAGACAUGUUGGAGUGCAAAAAUUGCCUUGCAUGUAUUGAAGUCUGUUCCACUUGCACACAGACAGCAUUGCACAGAACCCACGUUUUCUAUUUUACUAACAAUCAGGUGCAUUUUCCUUUUAAAAAUACAUUUGCUUAUUAAGUGGCUUUUUAAAAAAAAAUGUUUCUGUUUACCCUGCACUAUUUGUUUUAAUAGAGUUUCCUAAUUUUAAUGCAGUUUAAAAUUGUAUGCAUUGCCGUUUAUGCUGCCUGGAGUACAUUAGAUGCUUACACAUCAGUUGCUAUAAUGGUUGAUAGGUUGCUGAAGAUGCAGAGAAAAACGAGUUAACUAAGGAAUGAAACAGGAACCCUGUCAAUUUCCAGGAAUUUGUAAAGCUUUAAUUUGACAGCACUUGGUACUGCAGCAGGAAUGUUGCUGAUCAAUGUGUACUUUAUCAUUAAUGUUUCAGAUAGGAAGGGCAAAGGGUUUCUCUUAAAGCCUCUUAUUUCAUCCCAAUAAGAGAACUGUGGAUUUCUUAAUUAUUCCCAGAUAUCCAGCUAGACAGUUCUUUGGUGUUGUACUGUACUCUGAUUUUCUAUGAACUAAAAUAACUUGGUUGAGUAUAGUAGAGGAGUCCCUCUUGAAAACCAACAAAAUCAAACUACCCUGAAUUGCAUUGGCUUUGCACACCCAAGCAGCAACUGUUAUUUCAUUUUUACGACAUCAUUUGGCAAGUUCUUAACUCAAAGGUCUCUUGAGAUUUUAUUGGCUAAUUUCAUCAAUAUUAACCUAUUGGCUGAUAUGCUGCCCUUGUAAAGUAUUUACUGCACAGCAAUUUAUCAAGAAUGCUUACUUGUACACUUAAAAGUGUGACUACACAAAUGCUUAAAGAUUUACAGUGGAGGAGUCUGUUUAUUGAUUUUUAAUAGGCUACUUAUCAAGACCAUAAUGAAGUCCUAACAUUUUUCAUUCCUGUGCUGUCUGCUUUGCAAUGUAAUACUAUGUGUAUAAACUGGUACAAAAUUAUUUUUUUAGUUCCCCACUCCACCCCCGAAAUAGAUAGGGAGAAAGUUUACAUAGGCUUAAGAGUGAGUACUACUUUGGUGGCUUAGAGCAACCACUAAGCUUAGGACCAAGACGGGAGAGAGAUUCCAGAACUUGACCCUUGCUUUGCCCUUUCAUACCUGCAUUAACCACAAAGAUGGAUGGGAAAGAGAGCAUGCAGGACACACUCCCUCCUAUCAGUCAUUAGACCAUUGACCUCUAUGGCUCUUUUUGAGGGGCAGGCUCUAGAUCAGAGAUGGGAAAUCUUGGGUCAGCCCUCCAGUCUUCUCUGUCUGGUCCUCAGAAUUCUCCCCACAUCACAUCCCUUACUUGCACCCUCCUUGGAUGAAAUGUGUCCUUGCACUUUGAUAAUGUAGGAUAGAGAGGUGCAUUUGUUGCCUUGUGCGCUUUUGCCUCUGGCUCUGCUCACACAGUGCUCCUGGAAGGGAAGGUCUUUUGGCUGAAAAAGCCUCACUACCCCUGUCACACUUGUGACACACUUGUGGUUGGUUUGAGCAAAGCCUUCCAGGAACAAAAAUGAAGGUUAAGCAGAAUAGCUGGGGAGGUGGUGGUAGACAGGAAGAAGUCAGAGCUGAAAUUGAAGCUGGAGGUAGCUACAUCCUGUUUUGGUAACCAGAGGAAUACUACAUCUCUUAAUAUAAAUAAAUAUUCUGUUUUAAGCCAUCAUGACUAAUGAGCACCAUGUUCUGUACUGAGAAAAAAAUUUAAACCAAGAAAAAUAGGUUUUUGUAUCCUGCAUGAAUUCUGUACUCUAUUUGUAACUUUCCAUGGUUUAUUUUGGUUUUGACAAGCAUGAGGAGAGAGCAUUGUUAUGUUCAGUCACGUUUCCCUUCUUUGAUUUAAAAUGACAUUGGCUGCACUUUCAAGGUGCACCACUAUUUUCUCUAGAACUGUGUUUCUCAGAAAGCUAAAUUCUGCACUAAAUUCUGCACUCAAUAUCAGAUUCUGCACUCAGGGAUUUUGUAUUCUGUGAAAUUACUUUCAGUUACAAACCUUACAGCCAAUCAAUAUUGAUGACUUCUGGUGAAUAAAAUUACUUCCUGUGGAUCACAGUUCUUGCCUACCCCUUCCUAAUUGCCUAGCAACCUUCUAGCCUUUUUAAAGUUCAAAAAGUGGUGGGAAUCAGCCCUGGCAGCACAGAUCUGUACAAUAUGGAGGCUGCAUAGGCACAGGGUCCUUUUUCUGUAACCUGGGAUCAGAAAGGGGAAACCAGCCCUGUGCUCAGUUUUCACAUAGCACAGAAGGCCAAUCUAAGGGCUGGCUUUAUCUCUCCUGCAUAGGGUAAAUGGCAUGAGCCACAAAACAGAUAAGCACAAAGUGUGAGAUCUUUUCUCUUUGAAUAAUUAUUUGCAAUACAUACUGGCAGUUAAGUAGCUUCAUAGUUGGGUGAGGGAGAGGAACCAGUCAGCUGAAAUCCGCAAGAUGCAUUGAGUAAGAGUGGUUGCUAACUGGGCUCUUCCAGUACUGGUUAGUAUGCUUUUAGCACUUCCUUAGCACUACACAUGUGUGAACAGUUCAGAACUUGCUGCCCUUUCAACACUAAACACUGCAUCAGGCUAAAAGCUCAGUGCAAAACACAUCCUCAGUUUCCUCUCUCUCUCCCUCCCUCUCUCUCUCUCUCUAAUGCAACACAGAUUUCACAUUAGAGAGGCCUCUCCAAGAUGGUGUGGGGGGAAGGGAAUAUGGCUUUCUUUCAGAGCUGGAAAAAUACUCACAUUUUCGUAGUGUUUCUAUACAAAGUACCCGAUUAAAGUAUUUUUCAAAUAUUCAAAGCAUGAAAAGAGAAGGAUUGCAAAAACUACAAUAUUGGCAUAGCUCUUCAAUACAUUUCCAAAACAAAAUCCUAAAUAGAUUCAUUCACUAAUGAAUAUUUUACUUAGUUUUACAAGAGUAACAAAUAAGGUGGAUGUAUGUUUAAAUACUCCUGUUGAUGAGAAAAGUAGCUAUGCAGACAAAUUAAAGUGUGUGAGCUUGAAUUCAGUGUUGAGCUUGGAUUUGGUUUUCAGUGGGUGAGAUUCAGCUAAUGAGGUCCACUAAUGGAAACCUGUGCAAGAACUUCCACUAAUGCAAUGGGGCUUUCACCCCUUUCUUCAUUCACCAAAUUGGCUUGGGGGUGGGCAGAGAACUACUAGAGCAAGCAUGUGGGGUGAGAGCAAGGAAACCUUCCAGCUGGCGAGCUGAAAUGAUUCUGCUGAUGGAAUGAUUGCCCAAAUGUUUCCCCAAAUGACAGUCAAAUGGUUGUGGGCUGGAUCCACAGUAGCAUUCAGUGAAGUGUUCCACUCACAAUGGAGGCAGGAGGCAGGGGUGCAGUCUUUGCCAAUACCUCCUGCAGCUCCUUGCCCCUCCUAAAAUUUUGUUUCAAAACACUGCAGGGUCUUCCAGAGCAUCACGAGAGGAGGCACAGGGGAGGAAGGAUUGGCAAAUAUGACUUCUCGCCCUACUCAAGCAAAAAGCUUUUGCUGUAUCUUGUGCCUUGGUCACUGGAUGGCCAAUCUGGAUUUGGUCCGUUGCAUUUUUGGUUGACCAACAAGAGUGAUAUUUGAAAAUAGAUUUUUCACAGGUGCAAACAAGCAUAAGCCUACAUUAUACCGGUUGAAUAGCAUAGCAUUCCAAGGUUUUGCCAUUUGUAAUGUAAUAAGGUUGUAUAUGAUGACUAUUGUCUGAUUCAGAAUAUGUAUGUGCUAACAUUUGUAAAGGAGCCCAUUAAAUUUUUUUUUAAUUAAGAAAAAAUACCGGCUUGGGGGGGUGAGUAAGAAAAGUGAUGGUGUCGUUAAGCUAUUUUUGUUCAUUUUUCCAUGUUUAUAAGCUGUUUCCCCCCCCUUUUAAGUAUAGGGACAGCAUCACACAACUGUAUGCAUAAUAUCAUAAUAAGUGUGAUCAUUCUCAAGCAUUAUCAGAAAAUCAUAAGUAUUUUUUGCUUUUAGGGGUUAAAUAACAACUGCUUAAAAGAUGCAAUUUAAUUUUUAUUUGUUUUACAAAUGAGAAUUAACAAAACUCUUAAGGUGCUUUCUAUUGACUGGACCCUCUUGUAUGCUGGGCCCUCCAAACUCUGAUCUAUUCAUUGUUAAAAGAAAUAAAAAUUGUCCAGUAGCACCUUAGAGACCAACUAAGUUUAUUCUGGGUAUAAGCUUUCGUGUGCAUGCACACUUCUUCAGAUACGAAAAAAGAAGGUGCAUGCACGCAAAAGCUUAUACCCAGAACAAACUUAGUUGGUCUUUAAGGUGCUACUGGACAAUUUUUUAAAAUUUAUUUCGCCUGUGUCAAACCAACGCAGCUGCCUACCUGAAUCUUUAUUCAUUGUUAAUUUGUGUUGCACACAGCAAUGGGAACGCAGACAUUUUGAGACUAGGCAAUGGUCAAGGAUGAUGGUAGAUCAACAAUGUCUGGGGGGCACCAGAGCUUUGUGCACCAACAUGCAGCAUGCACACCUUAAGGGUGACUAAACUGUAUGACUUAGUGUUACAUGCAAGCACAGCCAUUCUGUAUGUAAAUUUUAAAUUAUUUGUGAAUGCUUAAUGAAAUCCGCAUUCAGCCUUUAUGCAAAGGUCUGUGGGGAUUUAAUCUUGUGAAGUAGGACUUUUAAUGUAAUUGCCCCAUUCUCUUUUUGAAUCUUGGUCUGCAUUCCUGUUGGAUGUAAAUGUACAUGCUGUUAAGUUUAAAAUUCAACAAUGCAAUGUGUAUAUUGUAUGUGAUUCUGAUUUAGAAGGUAGAAGUUCAGAAACGGAGACUGCUAUGACUUUUGAUCUAACAUGAUGUGCUUUAAUAUUCUGAUUGUUCUACAACGCAUGGUGAGUUUACUUGAUUUCAUUCAUUCAUAUUUCUAAAUUUCUAAAUUCAUUGGCUCAUAAUUUCUCAUUGGCGGAGCCCCAGUUACAUGAUGUAUUAUUCCAUUAAGUCAUUAUAUGUUGGGAUAAAAUAUGAUGCAGGUUGAGAAAAGAGGUAGAUAAGCCUUAAGAAAUGUAUCCUACUAAGUCAUGUCUAGAAAUGCGAACUUAUCUGUGUUGGGAGCUACUGAGUUACCUGCUCUAGAAAGGGAUGUGCACGCCUGUAAUAUGCAUCAAACUGGUUUUCCAUAUGUGUGGGUCUGAGCUGUGCAUAGGUUGCCUAUGCUGGGUCAAAUGAAAAGGUGCAAAAACAUGUUGGUAUAGGAAUUUCAUACAUAUCAACACUAAUAUGCUUCCCCGCCCACUGAAGGGACCAAUGGGAGGGGGUGGGGAAUGUGGAUGAAACAGAAGGGGCGGAGACAGAAAGAUGCAGCCACUCCCAGCUUAUACCUUCUUGGCAUGAUGUGGUAAGACUUUUUGGAUUUCUUGUUCCUUCACCUCAACUCCAUUUUAAAAAUAGCAUGAAUUAAAAAAUGCAUCCUUUUCUUGUUUUGUGGAUAUGAAACAAAAUAUUUGUAGCAUUUAAACUUAAGACUAAAAAGUAUAAAGUUGUCAUUUGUCUACUGUUCAGAAGCAUAGGAUAUAUUCCAGCCAACACUAAAGCUCUUCAUUUCAUCAAUUUCAGAGGGAGGGAUGAACAUUUGCUUAAAGCUAUCCCAUGAAGUCAACAUAGCACGCAUCAAGAUCAUGUGGGGGGCAGACAUGGGUAUAGAAAUAAGUAAUGGGAAAAGGGAAGGAAAAUGGAGAAAGCAACCCAUUUAAAUCAAUUUCACCUUCUAUCAAGGAGUCUCUGAACACCUGUGAAACUGCAGUUCAUACAUAGGAAUUUAUUGUCCAAUUGUUGCAGGGGAAUGUUGCCAGGACAGCAUUGAUGCACCUCUUUGGGUAAUGCCUUUGUGUUGUCAUUUGCUUCCAAAAUGCACAUUUUCAGUUUUGUUGUCAAUAUUGGGUAACCACUUUCACAUAGAAAGUUGGUGGCACUCUUCUUACCUGCAAUGAAGAUGCAGAUCUCUUGAGGGUUGGAAGACUUCUGAUGGGUAUUCACCAUGGGGGGCUCAUUCCGGUUGCCAUUUUGUUUCAGCAUCUACAUGCAACCACCCAGUGGGGUUGUGUGGAAUUUUGGACUGCUUUGUCAUCAGUAUGCUGAUGAUACACCACUCUGUUUCUCUUUUACAUCUUCUGCAGGUGAGGCAGUGGAUGAGCUGAAUUGAUGCUUGAUGGCAAUAAUAGACAUCAUGAGGGCAACUAAUCUGACUCUCAAUCCAAACAAGACUGAGAUGCUGUUAGUGAGUGGUUCUUCUGUCUGACUUGAGUGGUGUGAAGCUCUAGAUGGGAUCACGUUGCUUCUAAACAGGUUCAUAAUUUGGGAAUUUUCCUGGAUUCCUUGCUUUCAUUUGAGGCACAGGUGACUGAUGGUGGUGCAGAGUGCCUUCCACAAGUUUAGGCUGAUGGCUGUGUUACAAUCCUAUCAGGACAGAUAAUAUAAUACAAACUCUGUCACAUCUGCACUGGUUGCUUGUAUACUUCUGAACCCAAUUCAGAGAGCUGGUUUUGACCUAUAAAGCUAUUUAUGGCUCAGGACCAAAAUAUCCUUCAAUCUAAGGGUCUGUCCUCUGAGAGAGGUUUGUUGGAUUAUAAGGGAGAGGCUAUUCUCAGUUUUUGGAACGUUCUCCCCAGUGAGAUUUGCCUGGUGCCUUCACUGAGAUGUUUUUGGGCUGCAGGUAAAAUUUUACAUCCUUUCCCAGGCUUUUGGUGGAAAACAAUGAUAUUGUUUGCUAUUAGCUGUGCUGCUAAAGCAUUCUGUUGCUGUUCCUGGGCAUUGCUUGGGGAUUUCUAUGAAUUGUGUGUGUUUAUAUUUGUGUGUGCUCUUUAAAAUGUUGUAUGUCAAUUGGAUGGAUAUCUUUUGUUCGUCGGGAGGGGGGAAGUGUAACAAGCGACUAUCAAGUUCCAGUAAUAAUUAUCACAGAUUUCAUUUUAAACCAGGUUGAUUUUAGAGACAUUUAAUAAGAUCAACAAUUCUCAACAAUGAAAAACAAUUAUUAAACAAUUGUCUAUUCUUACCUACCUGACUGUAACAGAAGCCUGAAAAAAACCCAUUACUGCUUUUUCUCUGUUUGCUUCCAUCUUGGAUUAUAGAUCGAUAAAACUUUAGUUGAGAUCAUCUUUAUUCAUAUUGGCAUCAAGUAGAGGCAUCAUUACUUUAAUACUGCAGCCCUCAAAGCAUUCAGGGAGGAAUCCUCAAACUUUUCACUGCAAAUAUAGGCCUGCCUCAAAAGUAAGUUGUUAGAGGUUGAUAUAGUCGCCUUUUAGGAGUAUAGCAUAUAUCUCUGUACGCCUUGCUAUUGUCUAGAUUCCUGUCCUUAAUCCCCCCCACAUUCUUCCCGAAGUAGGACUUAGAUUCUAAGUAGUAUGUGCCUACAGCUUUAGGUGAUAGGUACUUUAUCUUCCUUAAAAGCAAAUAUGCUUAGGGUUGCAACCUUACUAGGCAGUUAGUUACAUUAAAGUUGGUCAACUUUGUCUGGAAGCAAAUUGUGUGCUGCAUCAGGGGUGUGCUGUGCAUUAAAGACUCUUCCAUGUAUGCUCAAUCUUUUAUUUCUUCAGGCUCCCUGGACUUCUCUAAUAGAAAUUAUCUGACCUAUAUAAAGAACUGAAUACUCUCAAACAGCACGAACAGCUAGGAUAUUAUUUUCAGCCCUGCAGUAUUUCUGAUUACCAGAACAAAUAGCUGGUGGUUCUGUAAUCCUAAUAUUUUACUUGAGAGUUGGGCCCAAUAAUUUUAGUAGAGUUUUUUGCGCUCCCAUAUUGCUUGGACAAUCCUUGUAGAGCAUUACAAUUGCUGGGAUCUACUUCCAGGUGAAAGCAUUUAGGAUCAAAAUGCUGAGUUGCUCUCUUAUCCACAGUGAAUUCCAGCAUUCUUUUUGAGUUGUACUCACAAUACAAGCCACAUUGGUGAUACUUGAACUUGCUUGUAGAUGGUGCCUAGAAUUGUGCUCUAAUCAAAUUCACUUGGAGGCAUGUUUAAAUGAAACUCUAUUCCAUGUAUGCAUGCUUAGGGUGACAGUCUCCGACAACUUCUUAAAAAACCCUCUGAAACAUCAGCACACAAGCAGCUCUGUCUGAUAUAGCUUCAUUGAAUCACUAACUAAAUUGUUGAAAAUAAAUCUGUAUUGACUGUUUUAUAGCAAUUGUACCUACAUAUACCUAUACCAGACAACAUGCUAAACCACACCACUGUGAGUGAGCUUUUUAUUCCUGAUGGUCUCUACCCUGCUCAAAUUGUGCUGGGAUUCCGUCUCUACUAUCCUCUUUGGGUUUUGUGCACCAUAGUUUGCUGUUGAAUGUGAUUUCUGCUUAUCAUGCAAAACAGGGUUAGAAAUUGGGAGCGCACUGUGGUGUCUACUCCUGAUUUUCAGGGCAAGUAGAAACAGUUUCCCCGAUCAGACAAAAGGACAAACCAUUGUUUUUCCUGGAAAAAUGAGGGAGGGCAUAAGAGGCCUCUGAAGUUCAUUUAUAAAAUGCCAACCCCUAUAAUUGCAAACCAGCCCUCACUGUUCCGUAAUGCAGUACUAAAGCCUAAUGAUCCACAGAUGUUCUAAGAGGAAUGAUUUUAUUCAGAAAAAUAAUUGACUUCAUAUUCAUAUAAUGAUGAUAUUGUUGCUGUUUACUGUUUUGGGUACCCCUCCCCUUUUGUUGUAUACAGCUUUCUUAACACAUGCUAGCAAGGUAAGCAAGUCUACCCAACUCUCCUUGCUAUCCUGCUUUAAUUUAAAAGUUUCUUUGCUGACCAAGUGCUUCACCAUUUGUGCAAAGUCAGCACUGGUCUUUCUCAUCCAGUCAGGCUUUUCUUUCUUUCUUUCUCUCUCUCUCUCCCCUCUCCCACCCCCUCCCCUCCUUGUUGCAAUGAGUGGCAUGGCCAUCCCCUAUUCAGCAAGGCUUUCCCCUCCUCCAUUUUGUGGAGAUAGGAUAUCUCUGUUUAGGGACUAUUGUAGUACUAAGCAUAAUGUCAGGGUUUGGUGUGGUUUUUUAAAAAGUUAUAAAAAAAAUCUGGAAAGGCCAUAUAAAACCAUUUCCUAUUUAACAACUUGAAAUACUUGCAUUUGAAAACAAAACAAACAACCUUGUGGCUAAAUUGCGGUGGAUGUAAAUUUGUAAGUGCUGAGUUGAAAGCUGCAGUCUGCCUUACGGGUUCCCUCCCCCACUCUACUCAAGAUUUAGAAAUGGUGAGGAAUUUGCACCCUCUUGACUCAGGUUGCAGAUCAUCUUGGUAAAACCAGGGAAGCCAAGAGGUCACAGCUAUUCAUUGCCUAUUAUUUCCACAGGCAUUCCAUUGCUCUGCGAGUUGUCAGAACUUUUCUUUGCUAUUGGUCUACAACAGAUUUUAGAAUUCCAUUUUUGUUAGCCAAUUGUGAUGUGCAUUGUGUGUGUUAAAAAAAAAAAAGUGCAGCAAUUCUUAAAAGCAAUCCUGCUUUUCAUGUCACUGCAAAUGCAUCUAAAAUACAUGACUUUUUAAAAAAAUAAAAAAGUCAGUUGCAUUAAAGCUGUGUACAUAAAUAUAAGCAUGGUGUAUCUUUUGGAUCAAAGUAAAUUAUUAUUGCACACUAUUUCCAAUAGGAUAUAAUAGACAGGAAGUUGGAACAGGAACUGGGACAGAGAUGGCUAAUCCAUGUGUUGUUGGAUUCUCAGCUCCCACCAACCCCCACCAGCACAGCCAGUGGUCAGAGGUGACAGGGACUGUAGUCCAGUAAUAUAUGGAGGGCUACUGAGUAGCCACCCUGAUCUAGGAAAUCUGGGUUCAAAACCUGUCUUUCCUGUGGCUAUAUGGCAUUUUGCCUUGCAUAUGACUCAGUAGUGUAUGGAUGAACAUGAUCUUUGAUGUUUCAUUUUGGCUGAGCCAUUUUGAGCACAGCUUUGGAAAAGAGGUGCGUCUAUAUUAAAUCAAAUCAAACUUUGACCGCAAUCCUGUACACACUUACCUAUACCUCAUAGCAAUCAGUGAGACUUCUGAGUACGAAUGUAGAUAAGAUUGUGCCGUACGUUCCCUAUGUUUAAGAUGGGAGCAUUGACCCACCAAGAAACUGAAUUUUAUAGAGUUGUUAGAAGCCUAUCACAACGAUAGUAAAGCUCAAUGCGUAUCAAUAUUCUUCUUCACAGGGCUAUUGUGAGGAAAAUUAAAAUUUCUCUGUAGUGUAAAUAAUAGCAUAAGACAACCAUAGGCUUUUAAAAGUUGGUAAUAUUACUAGGUUGAUAACACUAGACACAAUGUUGCAAAAGUUAAAAAUGUGAAAAUUUAUUUGGUUUCAAUUUAAUGAAUAAAUAAAAUUAUUAGGAGGCAUUUUAAGCAUGUGCCAUUGAAAUCAGUGCUGCUCAGCAUGCUUAACACUUGCUAAAUUGUGCCCUCUGCUUUAAGAAAAUUGCCAUCUUAAGGAAAAGGCUGUUCAGCUGAUUAAUAUACCUGCCCCAUCUCUACUUAAUAUUUGUCCUGGCACUUCCCAAUAAAGGGUUGUUUACAUGAUUUAGUAUUAAAGUCGCAGAUACUGUAAACCGAAUCCAGAUUGAAACAAAUGUCCAAUGUUUUGUUCUUAUCUCUGCUUCCCAAACACAGCUUUGGUGCAAAACAUUUUGGACCACAGGUCUGCCUAGUUAUCGGAUACUCUUAUUUAUUCAAGAAGCCUUUGAAGCACACACAUGGGGUUGGAACGGGGAAAAGCUUUUUUUUUUUAAAAAAAAAGCAUUUUUUUUUUAAAUGGCAGAACAAGUUGAGGUGACUCUCAAGAAGUAAAGAGGUUGUUUUGUUUGGAAAUGAUGAAUUGAUGUCCCAACCAAAGUCUUUUGAUUGUAGCUCUGGCUUUAGAUAAAAUGCCUGAAUAAUUGCUCUUGCAGUGGGCCUGGGGAAGAUGCCGUUUCACUUUUUUGUUUUGUUUUUUUAAAAAAUUGGGUGCAUUCAAAAGGUUAAAGUGGGGCCUCCCGAUAAGAUUAACUCUGCUCCAUUAUAGCUCCUUGGCAUGCAGGCCCCACCCCUGAAUAGCCCUGUGCUGCUAAUACCAUGCCUUUGUUUCUUUUGCUGGAAGGGUGUUUUAUAAAUAUCCCCUCCCCCAGAAAGGAAAGAAAACAGCUCUUUCCCUUUCAGUGCCUUUGGUCAUGUGACUUCCCUUCUCUCCCCCCCCCACCACCCUGUGAGUCAUGGCUAGGGGUUGAAGGUGAAUCAGAGAAUGAUUCAGAGAUCAGAAAUCCUAUUUUGACAUUUAUAACAAAUUUGCGCCGAAAAGGCUUGUAAUUGAAUUCAUAACAACAGACUAAUAGACACACACACACACACACACACACUUACCUUAAUUGAUGCCUGUCCUGAAAUGCCAACAUAUUAUUUUUAAGGGAGAGAGAAAUAUAAAUCUACUACUUUUUUAUUUUAAUAAGGCUUAAGCUGUAGAACUCAAUAAGAGUUCAAAGGGAGGUGGGGAGGGAGAAACUGAAUUCUUUCAAGUAUACACAUGUAUGUGGGGGUGGCGCAUUGGAGGGAGAAGAAAUGUUUCCUGUUUCUGGAUAACUUGAGGUUACUGAAUGAUACCAUAUUUUCUUUCAAUGUGCAUGGAUGCUGAGGUGGGGGAGGGGCACCAACCCACCCACCCACCUAGCUGGUGGUGGAUUUUAUGUCAGACUGAAAUCUGAAGACAAAAAUGUUUGACCGACAGCAUUGCAGCCUCUAGAUCUUGUUGUUUUGCUCAUUAUUGAUAAUUUGGUUUGGUUAGCUGUUUUUUUUUCCUUUUAAAGGAAAUGUUAUUUCCUAGUCUAAUUAAGUACUUAUGUCAUCUAAAAUCAUGGCGCUGUUGUAGGUUAGAAUCCUAGUUAAAGGCUCAUUUGGAGGGUGGCUAGUUUGUGAUUGGGUGUUUUAUGUCUUGCUUUUUUUAAAAAAAGAGCAGUUGGUCAUAUUUCAACAUCAAAACAUUGAAAGAUCUCUGCCGGAACCCUCCAUUCAUUUUUUUCUUGGUUUGUGUGUUUAGUUUUGUUUGUCUUGGUUUUGAACCUCUUAUCUUGUAUGAUAAAGCUAAUCGGAUUGAUUGAUGAUGAGACAGGCUGAUUGUUUAAAUGUUUGUGCCUAGCUAAGUUUAAGUCAAGUCAAUAAGCGACUGUGUUAUGGUACAGAAUUAUUUUAGAUCUAAAUCACCUUUGAACAUUUCCCCAUAAAUUUUUUUGCUGAAGUUCAGCAAAGAUUUAAUUAUGUACCUGAUUGGGGGGGGGUCAUGUAUUUCUAUGCUCAAAUUACCCUUCUAGACUUCUGUAUAUACUCCAAAGCAGUUGGUAGGCACUGUCAACUCUGAUAAUCUUGGAGCAGGGUGGAAGUGAAUAUAGUUUUGCAGCAUCCCAUUUUGCAGCAGGUGAUUAAGCCCUGUCAUAACUGUCAACACCAAUGACGUGGUGGAGGGGGAGGGGAGUAGACGAUAAAUAUUUGCUAACUUGUUUUCAGAUUGGAGGCAUGCAUUUGUGGAAACUGGCAGUUGAAACAAACUGAGUCUGUGGGGUGUGCCUGUGUUUAAGGAAAGCUCUUUUUAGAAAAGAGUUCAAAUAAUUUGUUCCUCGUUAAGAGUUCAUGAAUGAAUUAGAAAACAAAGGAAAAACUGUGCCAUGAAGAUCAUUUUGGUUUUAAAAAUGUGAUAUUUUUACCCAUAUUUUCUUUCCUGGGAUGUUUUUAAGUGGAACAACGCUACUGGUAUGGUUUUUGUUCUUUCUCUGUUUUAUAUUGAUUGUUUAAUGCAGCUUCUUAGGAUUUUAAUUCUGUGUUUUGUUGUUCUUUAUAAAGAUAUCUUUCACCCAGAAAGCAUUAGUUAUUAGGCAGCUAAGAAAUAUAAAAAGUAAAUAAGACUUGUACCAGUUUUAAUGACAGUAAUGUUUGUGACUAAGUUAAAAAUAACUGUAUAUUUUAGUAUGGUGGGGAGUGGUAAUUACUUCUUUUGGAUGUAGGUCUCCAAAAAUUCUUCAUGUGGUAAUGCAUAAUGUUUAUACUAAAUUUACUGUGUGAGUCAGUCUAAUCACGCAAACAUGUCUUGAAUGGAGGGUGCAUUCCGGAAUUAAUGGUUAUACUUUGCUAAACUGGGGCAGCCAGAAUGCUUAAUUCAAGUGCAACAUUGUAAGCAGAUCUUAACAAGUAAACAAGCUGUAUAGCUUGCAGAAAAGUUCAGCUGUGUGUGUUUUAACUUUGGCCUCCUUCAUUUUAGCACUAUCUGAUUAGCCCUCAGAACACUUUACUUUUAUAUUGCUUAGCAACCCAGAAUGAGGGGGAAGCUGAUUAGAACAAAGGCAAAGUCAGGAAAUUUUCAGAGUAGUAGAGAGGGGAGAGAGAGAGAGAUAAAGAGAGAGAAAGAGUUUGCUGUCUAUCUCUCCAUUUCAGUGUAUUUCAUUCUCCCUCUUGCAUUCUAAGAGCAGCAUGUUCAUCCUUGCAACAACUUUGAAUGUCAGGCAAGACCCUGACUUGCCAAAGUCUCAAAGGGAACUUUACUGAGUAAGGAUUUUCAACCUAGGCCUCCAUGGUCUAAGUCUUCAGUGCCCAGUUCCACAGCAUCUGAUUGAUGCCUGUUUUAAAAUUGAGUGUUAGAUAGGGAAACUUAUCAAGCCUGCAUUUGGGAUGUAGUUUACGUCUUGUAAUACUACUUUGAACCACAUUAUAGUUUGUGGUGGUCCCCCCCCCCCCAAACUGGCAAAACUAUCCCAUUUCUCUUUUGAUCUUAGAAGUUAGCCCUGCUGAGAUAGUGGUGUUGUCAGAUCUAAAGCUUUGCAGGCAUUAUAGCCAAAUCCAUAAUGGAUACACAUCAGCACCACCAUUAUACCGCACUAGGCAACAUUUACCCUAUAUUGAAGUCAAAGGUGAAAUCAUGGCGUCUCCUGACUAAUCUUUUCUCACAUAAAUCCAGGGAAGUCAAUAUGACAACUCCUUUAAUUAAGGCUUCAUGAGAUCGACAGAGUUAGGAACAUCAAGCUUUUGUUUAUUAGAGAAACAACAGAGGUAUAUUUAAUAAGAUCCUGAAAACUCAUCCUUAAUUUUGUGUUUUUGACCACAGGAUGAUAUUGACUCUUUUGUUGAUUGUUAGGAGUAAACAUUUCUAUGGUAACUUUGAAACUGUGAUGCUACCGGUGUCCAUCUUUAGUAAGAAGAUGAAUAGUGAAGUUCAUGUUUUGCUAUAUAGUGUGUUGGUAGAUCUGGUCUGUGAAUUUUCCCAUGUCUUCUCCAAUAUCCUGCUUCACUGAGAAUGAAAUUGCCAAUUAAUUUCAUGGCAUGUAUAACCCUGUCUUUUCUCUCAAAAUGAAUCCCGAGAUGGCAAACACCAAAGGUGAAAGGAAGUGGAAUAGUCUAAUGUCAUCAAAUAAUGCUGUGUUAGGGACAUAACUGGUAUCUGGUGUCCAUAUUGCAAAGACAGAGAACGGAAGCAAUAGAUUUGAGCUGUGAGAAGGUAGUUUUAGGUUAAACACUCAGAGCAGGUGCACAAUGGAAAAUCUUUUCCUCAUUUGCUAGAGGCUUUUAAGGAGAAGCUGGAUAAAGCUUUUAGUGACAAUAGUUUUAGCAAAUCAUUCCUAAUUUAAAGUACAAUGUAUAGUAUAUAAAAAUUCUAAAAUGUAUGAUGAAGAUGGGCAUGAUCUUAUGUAUGUAUUUAUUCUAAAGUGUGAAUUAAGUCUUAAAGUAUUUUUCUCUAUUCAUCUGUGGCAACACUGAACUUUCUAACUUAUUUAGGAAUAAUAACAUUUGAAAUGUAUUUUAUAAUCACGGUUCUGUGAGGAUUCUUUUUCACUCAUAUUUUUCAAACACAGUUGGAUGGUUCAAGUGUAACACUAAAGUUUAGCGUCAUAGCAAAGCCUAGGCUCAUUUUUGUAUUUUCAGUUAACUACAGCUUGCUGUGUCAUCUAAACCCAGACAAAGCAGAUAAUUUUAACAAGAGUUGAUGGAGACAAGCCAACUUCAGGCCAGUAUUUGUGAAGCUCACCUGUUUUUACUAACCAUAGUUAAGGUUAACCAUGGUUUAGAGUUCAGAAACAAGGCUAAACUGUCAUUGCUUAUAGCAGUUCUGAAGGAGGAAUGUAUGUACCUGAGGCUCAUUCUCCUAAUGCUUAACAAUGACUUAUAAUUACAGUGGUACCUCACAAGACGAAUGCCUCGCAAGACGGAAAACUCGCAAAACGAAAGGGUUUUUGGUUUUUUGAGUUGCUUUGCAAGACGAUUUUCCCUAUGGGCUUGCUUCGCAAGACGGAAACGUCUUGCAAGUUUGUUUCCUUUUUCUUAAAACCGUUAAUACAGUUGCGACUUGGCUUCGAGGAGCAACUCAUAGCAUGCGGCGUGGUAGCCUUUUUAGAGUUUUUUGAAGACUUUGGUGAUUUUUGAAGCUUUUCCAAAACUUUUCCGACACCGUGCUUCGCAAGACGAAAAAAACCGCAAGACGAAAAAACUCGCGGAAUGAAUUAAUUUCGUCUUGCGAGGCACCACUGUAUAUAUGAACAGGGUCACAAGUUCCAGUGUCAGUUUGGGAAUUUUUGCAUGUUGAACUGGAACCAGUGUAGCUUUGAGGAAUAAUAGUGUUGCAAACAUGACAAGGCUAACUGUGGUAAAGAGAGCCAUUUUGAUAAUGUAUCAGUGGGAAGACUGAAGGAGAUGGCAGCAAAGAUAAAACUGCAGAAAUCUGAAGCAGUGUGUGGGGGGGGUGUUUUGAAAAGCAGGAUGAAGUUUAAGGGCUUGACUACACCUGUGUAUUACUCUGUUCAGUUUUUCUGAAAACUGUAGAGAUUCAAGUGAGCCCUGGAGUUACAUGAUGAUCAGUAUUCUGUUUAACUCUUUAUCUUCCCAUAUGUACUUUAUUUUAAAACAUAGAAUAAUAAACAUAAGACAUUGUACUUUUUUUUUUUUUACUUGCUAACCUGAUGUCUUUGGGAACUCCAAGGACAGGCUAUGAAGGCAACAGCACUUCCCCAGCAAAUGGUAUUCAGGGACAUGCUUCCUCUAAAUCUGAAGGUUCUGUGUAUCUAUAAUGACUGAUAGCCAUUGAUAAGAAUAUUCUCCAUGUAUUUGUCUAUAUAGCCUUUAAACAAAUCCAUCUAAGUCACAUGGUUCAAUCACGUUUAAAAUGAGGCAGAAAAAAAUGAACAUGCUGUCCAGUUUGCUUGUUUUAAAUAGCAAUAACAGCAAAUUAAUAAUAAAAGGCAGGAUUUUAUGUUUCAGCAAUCAAAGCUGAUUGUUUAUUAUUUAUUCAAUAAUCUGUUCCAGUAUUUUAACAUUUGUAUUUUUUUAAGUAUGGUUGUAAAUUUUUAUCUAUUUUGUUGUUUAUCUUUUUUUGUAAACCACUUUGAGGGUAUUUUGUCACUCAUGUAUAAUUCCUACUAUAUAAGUAAGUAAAGUUAGGUGUGUGCAUGGGCCUCAAGAUUCACCUUGCAUCUGUUUAUUUUUAAAAUGCUGAUUUAUUUCUAAGAUGCUCUGUACAUUCUCCAUUUCCAUGUCAAUUUUGGAUUUCAAUACAUUUUGUAUUCUCCCAAUCAUUGUAAUGGGGAAUCAAAAGAACAGCUCCAACAUUUUCCCCUUUUGGCAGAAAUGGAUGACAUUUACAACCACAGGAAGCCCUUCCAAAGUGUCAGGGAUUUGGGGAAAGUGUUCUUUCCAUAAUUCAUAUUAGGGCAAUAUCUUUAUUAGACUGACAAAAAUUCCUAAAUUUAUAUUAGUUUCAUAUUUUCAGUGGAGUUGCAACAGUUUGCUUUUCUCUUUCUUAAGAUAAGAUGUGGUUGAGUGGUAUAUAUUCUUGCUUGUAUAUUUUUUUAAAACUUUCUGAUGCUUCUUGGUUCCUUCAAGAUAGCCUCAUGUUGUAAGCCUGGAGUUCUAUCUGGAAUGCUCCCUUUGAAAUUCUGAAGAGCUCUGGGACAGGGGCAGCAGCAGCAGCAGCUGAGGGAUUAUUUAUUAAAGCAGAGCAAUGUAGGGUUUUGGUUUUUGUUUUUAAAUGAAGCUUUUACCUUUCAAAAAAUCCUUAGUGGCUGUUCAGUAAUAAAAAUAAAUACAGAACUCUUCAGUAUUUGCAGGCCACAUUCAAGACAGCCUUGAAAAAGCCCAUGGACCUAGAGAAACAGAGAUAUAAGGAAACAUAGAACGAAACAACAAAAAAGCAACAUGAGACAUUCUGCAGGCCCUGACUUGGGGAGGUAUUGACACCAUGAUUUAACCUUGGGGAGAGACCCCCAAAUCAUCCCAAUUCAUCUUGUUAUUCUGUCCCCAUUCAAAACGAAUACACACCCCAGUUGACAGAGGUAUUCAGUGGAUACCAGCACUGAACAUCACUGAGUUUUAUUUUAGUUUUUAAAGUUUACUCUUUUUCUUUUUGAAAAGGAAACUGGGGGCGAGCGAACUCUGUGACUCAGAGUACACCUGAAGAAAUGUUCCACAGGAUUUCAACAUAUUAAGAUUUCCUCCCCCACCCCAAGGUUACAGUUGUGUUGUUUUUUAAAAAAAAAGCAAUGAAAUUUACUGUUGGGGUGUGAGGCAAUAUAAAUCGGUUCUCAAAUGAGCUUCAUAAAGACAAGAAUAUCUGUAUUAGCACAUACAUCCUUUUGCCAAGGGUGAAAGAAACUGCUUGGCUUUGAGCACCAAAAUAUAGAUCUAGGAGGUUUUUUGAUUUGACUCUUAAAGGUUUUUCUGUGUGGUUCAGAUUUUCUUUAUGAAAUAGGAAUCUUAAAAAAAAACACCCAACUAAUCAGUGAGAGACAUUUUGUACCAACUAAGUAUUUAGAUUUUAGAAAAUAAUAUAUUUCCCUCGUUAUUUACACAGUCUGGCAAUGGCAACAUCUGAGUUACACCUAAGUCAAAGUAAGAGAUUGUUGUUAGCUUUGAGAAAUAAUACAAGGAGCGAAAUUUGAAUCUUUAAAUCUCCCUCUCGCCCCCGCCCCCGUCUGUCAUUCACACAUGAUAACCUUGUAAAUAUAAGUAGAUCUGAAUAGUUUCCUGUUUCCAGAAUUGUUACACUAUUACAACGAAAAGACAAGAUCAUAAUAAAACAGAAUGCAGAGUUUUAAAAUGGCAGCCCCAGAUCCUAGUUGUUGCCAAGUUGUUCCCUCUGGUGCAGCAAACUAACAAAUAGCUGCUUAAUUGACUCUGCAAUCUGUGAAGUCCUUUGCCAGUGACUUGCUUAGAAUUCAACCAACUGUUGCUCCUGUUAGGCCUUUGCAAAGGAGAUUUGAAGGUCAAUGGUUCAAAUCUGGUUUAUGUCAGGAGAUGUUAAGUGUACAUGUGUUUUUCAUUCUUUCAACUUUUCCUGUGGAAUAAAACCCUGGAUUUUAAAAAUUUCAGCGGCAACCAUUUAAAAAAAAAGGGCAUAGAUUGUGUAUUUAUAUGUGCAACUUCAGAUUUGAAAUCCUUGGUUUUUGUUACAUCUGAAAAUUCUACAACUUUGUCAAACUGAUGGAAUACUGGGUACAUUAAAUGUUAACUGUGCAUCUUCACUUUUCUGAAUCUUACAGAAAAUCAGAUUCAGCUCCUGUAGCCCUCAGUCCCCCACCCCUCUCUAACACACAUACCUCACAUGGGAAUAGCAUUUUUAUAAACUGAGUUGCGUAGAAAGCUCUGUUUUUAUUGAAUAUGCACCAACUGAUUAUUAUUUUUUUAGGUUAAUUUAUUUAACCAUCUCAAUGGUUGUUAGUGUGGCUGACUAUUUUGUUCCAUAUGGUUAAAUUAGUGUACAUCCAUACGGAAUGCUGCACAUAACAUUUGUUUACAGUAAGGCAAAGCUGGAAUUGUUUGCACAUGAAGGCAUGGGUGUGUCCCCCGCCCAGUAGCUUAGAAAAGAACAUAAAAUGAACCUGCUGGAUCAGGCCAAUGGCCCAUCUAGUCCAGCAUCCUGUUCUCACAGUGACCACACAGAUGCCUGUGAGAAACCUCGCAAGCUGGAUUCUAUUACAAGAGCACUCCCCACCCUGUUGUGGUUUCCAGCAACUGGCAUUCAGAAGCAAUUCUGUCUCUAGCUGUAGAGGCAGAGCAUUGUCAUCAUGGCCAAUAGCCAUUGAUAGUCUUCUCCAGGAACAUGUCCAGUGUUUUAAAGCCAUCUAUGUUGGGGGCCAUCACUGCCUCCUAUGGAAGUGAGUGCCAUAGUUUUAACUUUGCACUGCAUGAGGAAGUACCAUAUUUUUCGCUCCAUAAGACGCACUUUUUCCCUCCUAAAAAGCAAGGGAAAAUGUGUGUGUGUCUUAGGGAGUGAAUGCAGGGGGGAGGCAGGCGGGAAAAGCCCCCAAGAGCUGCACACACACUCCACGCGGCUUGUAAAAGGGAGUGUUGAGCAGAGCCUGCGAUGCAUACAGGCUCUGCUCAGCGCUCCCUUUAAAUAAUAUUUUUUUCUUGAAUUCCCCCUCUAGAAAUUAGGUGUGCCUUAUGAUCAGUUGCGCCUUAUGGAGCGAAAAAUACGGUACUUUCUUCUCUCUCUUUUGAACCUUACAGCAUUCAGCUUCAUUGGAUGUCCCUGAGUUUAGUGUCAUGAGAGAGGCAGAAAAGCUUUUCUCUAUCCACUUUCUCCAUACCUUUUCCUGCUUUCCUGCACAUGGUACCUGUGGCCCUCCAGAUGUAGCUGGACUCCAGACAACUUCCACCAGCCCUGACCCUGGGCAUGCACUCUGGGGCUGAUGGAGCAUGGAGCCCCAGCAUCUAGAGGGUGAAAGGUUCUCCACCCCAGCAUAUAGUUUUACCUGGCUAAUGUUUCAUCAGGGAAUUUGGAUUGUUGAGCUAUAAAUAUUUCUCUUUUACUGGAGACAGUGUAUAGCAAUGUCCCCUCAUUAGAUGAAUAAUAAUGUGUAUUAUUUUUGUAGCACUUAGCAUCCCGGUGUUGUGCAAAAAUAAAGCAGAUAUGAAAAGAGACAUUUCAGGGGUUGAUGAUAAAAAGGUGGGAAAGGGAGAUGCAUGAGUGGGAGUUUCAGAAAGGAAGAUUGAGAUAAAAGUUGUAGGCAGGUGAAAAAGAAAGAGAUCUUUGGCUGAGAAAAUAGAAACUUGGCACUAAAAGGAAAGAACUGAGGAGAGUCACAGAGAAUCAAGGAAAGAAUGGUAAGUGUAAAAGGAAUGUGAACACUUUUAAAUAAAAAGAAGUUUAAAUUGAAGGCACCAGGUCAGUCAACAUAUAAUUCUAAGCCAAGCCAUAGCUUUUCCUUUGUUUACAGCUCAUUGCCUGUCUGGAAGGGACAACGCAUUAAGCCUAAGCAUGGCUUAGUGGGUAGCAGGAGGAGCAAAACAGCCACAGUCUGAUCUCUAGGAAGCUGCACAUUCAUGCUAAGCCAUAGUGUGGCUUAGCAUGACAUGCAAACUGGGAAAAGGGAAGACAAAAGGUUAUACAAUAAAGGAAAUGCAUGGUCAGUGUAAAAAAUACAAGAGUAGCAGGAUGGAGAUAUAACUGGAUGGAAGUGAGAAAACUGAAAGAUGAAAAAAGCGAAUUGCAGUAGUCAAGUUGAGAGAGUAUCAUACGGUAAUGUCUUGGCAAAGGAUGAAGUCUAGAAAUGUUUUAGAGUGCAAUAAUACUGUAUUGCAGUAGGCUAAAGGUUUCAGGGGUGAGGAUCAAGACUGUGCACCUGAGUAAAAGGAUAGAUGAUAGCAGAACCAAUAAAUCAAAUAAGAGAAGGAACUGCUGCCAGAAAAUCAGGAAGACAGUUGAGAAGUUCAUUUUUAGAUGUGCUUAAUCUAAGAAAAAUGUGAGGAAGACAAGAUUAAACAGCAACAAGACAUAACACAAGAUUAAACAACAAAGCAGAAGGAUAUGGGCCAAAAAACGACUUGCAAUUCAUCUGUGGAAAAAUUAAUAAUCCCACAUGAAUGUAUAGUAGUAGCCAAAAGGAUAAAAAAAAACAACACAAAUAAGCAAAAGUCCUAGGACUGACCCUUGGAAGGACAGCAGCAGAAGGGAGGAAAUAAAGAAUAUGAGCCAGAAAUAAAAGGGGGAGAAAUGAGUAAAGAGCAACCAGAUUGCAUACAAAAGCAACCCAUAUAAAUGUUACUUGAAAAACUAAUGGAAGAUAAAAUAGACAAUAAAAUGGUAAGAUCAUUUGUGUAAAAAUCAGAUAAUUCUAAAAGACUCUGAAAUUAUCACCGGUAAUAUAUUACUAGUGAUAAGAGUCAAAGCAGAUUUAGUGGAGUGGCAGGCAUAGAAAACUGACUGGAACAGGCCAGCUAGUAACUAAUCAUCAAGAAAAGACAGACAAGAUGUUGUAGAAUUUCAGAAAUACAAGGAAUAGUACAGAGAGUGAAAAGUCCAGCAAAGAACAGAGAACUGUUCUUGAUCUAAAAUAUACAGAAGAUUGAGACUUGAAAUAUGCAGAACAAUGACUAAAGUCAAAGAAUUAGGAGAAGAAAAAAGAAUAGCUGGUCAGCAACUUGUCUUGCUAGAGUUCCACUUGAGAGAAUCUUGGGGAUGGCUGGUGAUUGUGAAUGGGUUUCUGGGCAAUCUCCAUAUUGAAUAGGUGUGCCACAAUAGUUGCCCUGUUGUUGUUUAGACAACUCAAACUCCUCUAAUGUUUUAAAAUAUUAGAUCUUGCUUACUGUUAUAAUGUGCCAAAUCAGAUUUGGCAAAGACUGGGAUGAGGUGUGUGGUUUAAUUGGUUGUUUAAUUUGUGGCAGGGGCACAUAAAUAGUGAAAGUGGAGGAACAGAGAAUUGGACAAGGAAUGAUUCAGGAUUUCAGGGCUACCAUAUGACUAUCAUUCACUGGGCUGAUCCAUCAUCUCAAAGCAAUUUACAGCAUUUGAAUCCUACCUUUCUAACAAACUGCUCAAUAAUUAAAGCAAUAAAUAUUGAUAAAAAUCAGGAUCGCAGUGCCUCAAUGACCACCUAUCCCUAUAUAAACUGACACAGACUCUGUGAUUAUCAUAUGAGGCCCUUCAUAUGCCUCCUCCAUGAGAGGAGGUGGAAACACAAAAGUGGGCCUUUUCUGUGGUGGCUCCCUGUUUCUGGAAUGCUUUUGCUAGAAAGGCUUGUCUGGUGCCUUAGUUACAUAUCUUUAGGUGCCAGGCAAACAUGUUCCUCUUUGGCAAUCUCUCUCUCUGUGUGUGUGUUUUUUGUUUAUUUGUUUCUGUAGUAUGUAUUUUUUAUAUUUUUAUAUUGUAAACCACCCUGUGAUCAUUGGGUGAAGGGCAGUAUAGAAAUUUAAUAAAAAUUAAAAAUUAACAUUGACUUACUAUACAUAGCAAGACAUACGCUGGACUAAAUGCUCUUCACAAGGCAGUUUGGUGAUCUAUACUUGGAAGGAUUUUCAGUAAUCGAGUUGCCAUAAAUAGAUCACUUCCUGGUGAUUUUUAGACUCGGUGGCCUUGACAUUUUGCAAAGAGCAAAUGGGGCAAGUUGGGUUGGUCUGUCUUGGCGAUCCAUGGAUUCAGGCAGAGGGAGUUUGCAGUUGGUAUGGCUGAUGUUCCUGUUAGCUGUGGAAUGCAGAGAUGACACUGGUGGUAUAUAUCAGGGAUGUCCAACCAGUAGAUCGCAAUCCACUGGUAGAUCCCUGGCUGAUCCUGGUAGAUCAUGGGAUCCUUAUCGUGUACAAAUGUUACAGGAAAAAAGAUUUAAAACUUUGUGCAAUCCUCCCCAAAAAAGCUCAACAACUCUGAGCAAUCCACCCACACUCCUCCUCCCUCCAAUGACAAUGGGUAGAUCGCUGCCAGGUUUUUUUUAUACUGGGAGUAGAUCACAGUCUCUUGGGAGUUGGACAUGCCGGGUAUGUAUUAUUGCUCCUAAGUGCCCUCUCCUGGGGAAUUGAAGCCAGUCAGCUCCUUGGUUAUAUGAGGGAGCUUGGAGCACAGAAGUAGCUGGGAAGAUGGCUAGAAGAGAAGCAGAUGAACGACCAAGUCAAACCCAAGUACAGUCUUCACAGUCUGUUGUGGCAUUGAUGGCAGCAAGAAGGGAAUGCUUUUUCAGUCAUCAUUGCCUUGACACAGCAUCUUUAACUGUUUUAAGUGGAAACAGUUUCACAAGUGGUAUGCCUGUAUUCAGUUGACAAAAGCCAUUCAGUUAAGCAUAUGCCAAUGGCUCUCCCAUGUAUGCCCAAGCUCCAAAAUGCUGGUAAAGUGCAGCUGGUUACGCUUGUAGUGGAUGUGUUAUUUAUGCAAUGUGCAUAUGGUAUCCUAUGUUGUGGUCAAGUCAAGCCUUGCCUUGGAGCUGUAUGGUUGUCAGUGGCAGAAAGGAGAGAGCUUUGCUUUUAAAUACUUUUCGAGUUUAUGGAACCCUUGAAGCUUUAGGUUACUGAACUGAAUUGUAACUAUAUGCAAACAUAGUAAAAUGUAAGCCAGACUUGCAACUGAAAAUGAGAAACUCAAUGGAAAAAGAAUAGAAGCAUCAGGAUUAAUAAGAAAUCAUUUAAACCACGUGGCUACUCAAAUACUGUAGAGUCAUUCUCGAUAAGAAGAAAUUAGCAUAUUUAUAACACUUUUUGCACACAUGCAUAAUUUGGAGACUAUGCUGCUAAACUAGUAUGAAGGGCCUAGAAUUCAUGGGGAAAUUAGGUUUGUUGAUGCCUCAAUUAUAUUUAUGGUUUUAUCUAAUUUUUUAAAAAAUGGUAAUCCUAUAUGAUAACAGAAUUUAAAUCCACAACCCACACACCACAGUAAAGUUACCAGUGUCCCAUAUAAUUUUAAAUCAUAGCUACUCAAAAUAAUGUGCUUUCCUUUUACCCGGUUACUUCCUUCGGAGCUUCAUGGAGGAAACAAAGCAGAGACGUGACUUCAGGUUCUAUGGGAACCAGAAAUCUUGGUUUCUUUUCCCCAACCAAACCACAAGAAGUAUAAGCCAAGUUUGCUUCUUCACUGCAGCUAGCUCAUGGUUUGUUUGGUGGUGGUGGGGAGAACCGUGAGUGCAGAUUAGCAUGCUCCAUGAAGCCAGUCUCUGGUUUGUUUACCCCUGGUUGAGAACACAUAGGAGUGGUGGAUGAGCUUAAAUGCUCAUUUUUUUAAACAACAUGUCAUAGCUUAUUUUAAACUAUAGUUUAAGCGAUGUGUGAACUGGUUUGUGUGAAGAGAAUGUAUUGGGGCUUCUUGGUAGGGGUGUACGCUGACAGCAAGUCUUGGUUUGGAUCCUGAUUUGUUGCUUUGGAAAGCAGCCUGCCUCAGUCUGAGGCACUUUGCAGUUCACAUACAGUGGUACCUUGGUUUAUGCACUUAAUCCAUUCUGGAAGUCCGUUCUUAAACCAAAGCCAUUCUUAAACCAAGGCUCACUUUCCCUAAUGAGGCCUCCCGCCACCAGUGCACUUCCACCAUCGUAGACCAAGGUAAAGUUCGCUAACUGGAACACUACUUCCGGUUUUGUGGAGUUCUUAUACCGAAUAGUUCGUAAACUGGACUGUUCUUAAACUGAGGUACCACUGUAUUUGGGUUGGGACCCAUUCAGAUCUGCUUAGUUGUUUCCCCCCACUGUUCAGAAAUUUUAUAUAAAACCAUUUUUCCCGUUUGACAGAAAUGAAUGAAAUUUGCAAGCAUCCUAACCUCUCCAAAAUGGAUAAAGCCUGUGACAUAGGUCCAGGAACUUUUAUUCUAGACAGCAUUUAACAUCUUAUUUUAGAAAGAAAUAAAAAAGAAAUGUUACUCCUUCUGAGAGCACAAUUCUUCCCUAAUUCUAGGAUAGGUACAAUGAUUUUCCUGCAAUGGCAGCUGUUAGCUUUCGGUUGGUUAAAAAAAAUCACUUAAUCUCCCUUAGUUUUAUGUGGAUGGUUGGCCUGAAAAUUACAGAUGUGAGAUAAAUGCUCCUGCAGAAGAAAAAUGGCAGAUUGCAGACAUAUUGAUCCAGGUGCUUUUUUGCUAGGCAUAUUUAAUUUUGAGAUGGAAAGAACUGCAAGGGAUUUGCUUCCCAGAUAAAAGUAAGCGCACUGAUUACAAGUGUGCCCUGUUGGGCUCAAUGGAGUUCUUCCUCUGCUCUGUCCCCACUUUGGUGUUGCUCCCCGUCUGUUAUGAUACAUACCUUGGUGUUAUGACAAGCUUAGAGAGAUUACUUUCUCUUUCAGCGGUUGCUUGCCUGCAGCAUCUUUUAUUAGCGUCUGGGUUACCAAGGCGCCACAAAGUGCUUCAGGGGACCUGGCUUCACCUUAGGCCACAUUGUCCACAUCCCCACAUUGCCUUUUGCAAACCAAAAAUCCCUCUGUGGCAUCUUGGCUUACCUUCAGGAUUGGUCCAAAUCUGAUGCAUCAUUGCAUAUGUGAUCAUUAGGUGGGAAGUCUGUAUCUUUGCUGUUGGAAUAACCUCAGGGUCUUUCUUUGUAUCCAUCUGUUGGAUACAUUUAUUAUUAUUAUUAUUAUUAUUAUCAUCAUCUAUAGCAACUGUCAUUUUUUAAGCCUUGUAGUAAAUGACAACACCGGCAAACUCUGCUCUAAAGGUCCCUUAUGACCAUUUUCAUUCACAGACUGAGCUGCAAGCAAUUAUCUUCUAUUCAUGCAAUGUAUUUAUUUCAUUCCAGGCAAUACAAUAUUCUCAGUUAGGAUGGAAGAAUAGUGCAGGCAACUUCCUCAGAAUUGGCUUUAUAAAAAACACUCUGGUUGCAAACUAUUAUCAUAAAUGAAAAUAUUAUGCAAAUUAUCAGUUUGGCUUGGCAUUAACCAGCAAGCCUAAUACACUAUGUUCUUAUCGGCAACAGCUUCAAAUGAGGAAAAAGUUAAUCAUUACUUAUAUACAUGGGCAUAGGCAGAAAUGCCAUGCCCAGUGAUGGAGUGAAAGUUGUACAACUGUGCAGAACAUUACAGCCUUAGUAAUAGGUAGGUAGAUAGGAUUUCUUUUUACUUGUCUACAGUUCUUAUGCAAAAUUUGGCAUUACAUCUUAGACUUCUGUUUAUGAGUUUGAAUUACUUGUAAAUUAAUUCCUGUACUGCAACACAUUUCCAGAGAUGGUUAGUCACUAUUAUAAGCUCCCUGUGUUCAGAUACCUGUUAAAUAUUUUAAGUGAUAUGCCAUUUCUAUCAGACAGUUGGCUCAGGCUAAAGUAUAUAUUACAUUGUUUCUAAAAAUGUAAUAUAUUUCUACUAGUAGUUUAGUUAAACUUCUGAAAGAACUAAUUAUUUGCAGUUUCUGUAAAACCAUUAUCUCUGAACUAAAUACAUAAUUAGUAAAAAAUUGCUUUGGCCAGAAACAUCACUAUUAAUACUAUAGAAAGCAGGGGAUCUACCUACCUACCUACCUACCUACCUAUUUAUCUAUCUCCUGUGCUUCAUAUGCACUUUCAGUCACAAAUGUUUCUACAUUUGAUAAUGUUGAUAAACUGUAAGCUGGGAUAUAAAAUUAAUGGGUAUUCGGCUUGUGUUUUUUUAAAAACAAUUAUUACUGUAACAUAAACAACAUGCAUCUGUUUCAUGUUUAGAAUUUUACUGCCGUAUUCAGUAUUUCAGGAAAAUAAAUUUGGUCUCAAAAUAUUGCUAGCUGCAGUACACAAAAUUCUCAGUUAGAGACUAUUUAUCCAAGAUGUUUUUAAAAAAAUUCUUCCAUGAUAAUUGAGAAUUAUUUCCACUGAGAAUAUACUAUUUUAAAACAUGGAAUUUCUUUCUUUUAAAAAUAAUAAAUAUACUAACCUAAUAUAAUUUGCUAACUCUUUCAUUUCUCACGUAAUUUAUUGGUUUUAUGCAGACCUGGGCUUUAAUAGACUAGAAUCUCUAUCAAGUGGGCUUUAAAGAGGAGCAGAAUCCCAGCUGUUUCAUGUGCACUGACAGAUGUGGCCAUAAUGUACAAGUAAUUUCUCUCGUGAAGCCUCUGAAAAGGCUUGUGCUGUAGAAGAAGCAAAAGCCCAGUUCACGGCACAAGGAGCGUUUGGCUUCUUCUUUGUUGCAUAAUAUUUGCAAGUUCGUUCUUUUUCCACAAGCACAAUUUAGGUCUGAUGUCUGGGUAGACUAGUUUGGAAACUGAAUCAUUACCAUCAUCAUUAGCAGUAGUAAAACCCAAAACAACAGCAGAAUGUGUCUUUGUAUGUGUGCUGUAAAUAAAGAUGUUUUUCCAGGAGCCUGAGCCAUAAAUGUACUUCUUUUGAUGCAAAUGGUUUGCUGAUUCAUUACCUUUGCAUUCAGAAGAUCCUUCAGUAUUGGCCAGAAAAAAAACAUGUUAAUAGUUAAGCUAUGUCGAUUCAUAAGUCUUAGUAUGCUGCCAGCUGUAGUUUGCUUGUUUGUUUGGGAAUGCUACUGUCUUUUUCACAAGGUGUGUAUAGUAAGCAGGGAGGCAGGCAGGCAUUGCGAUCCACUUCCACACAAAAGCAGCGUAGCAUGUGAUUAGGAAACUCAGAUAUCUUGGCAGUAACAAGCUCUGUAGCCUCCCAGUGCCAAUCAAAUAUGUUUUUGAGAUCUGCAGAAAAAUGCCACGCCAUGAAUCCCUCCUCCGCAUAUGUGAUAUCGCCUGUGUGGAUGUAGACAUAUAGGGAGAGAAAUCUCCCAUGCACAGAAAAAAUGGCCAGUAUAAACUAUGAAGAAAUAUUUAGGCACUAUUGGCUUAUUUUUAAUAAUUAAAAUUUAUGUUUAAGGCUGGCUGUGAUGCUAAUUUAAUGGUAUAAAGUUGUGCUUCUCAAACCAAUGAAAUAAAAUGCAAGCAAAAUAUUAAGUGCAAGGUGAAUUUCUCUAAGCGAAAUGUGUGUGUGUGUUUUCUCCAGAGCUGUGCAUGGUGCAUCAGCAGGUGUUCGGACCCUGACUGGAAGCCCACAAAAGAGAGGAAAUUCUGAAUUAAGGCUCAUUAUGGGAGCCCUUUCUCCCUCCCAUGCUUGUAUGCUAAUAGGAGUAACACAGGCAUAUAAAGAGGAGAAUAGAUAGUCAUAAAGAGCCCCAACUUGGAGUUUCCUUCCUUUUGUGAAUUUAAGUCAGAUUCUGAAGCACCCACUGACACUGGGCACAAUGCAUCAGAAACGUCUUCUGUACAAGACCACUGAAAUUAAUGGGACUCUCAGAAGGAUGGAAUUUGUGCAGAGGAUGCUCCUGGUAGAAUAUGUAAGGCAACACUUUUUAAAAACAAAACACUAAGGGAUAAUUUUAUCAGGCAUUGUUUCUUGCUCAGUUAGCAAUUAUUGCUACAGUAGCUAACUGGUGAGUUAAGCUUAAGCAGCCAAUCGACCAGAGGGUAAGUAACACUCAUUUAUCUAAUUAUUUAGUUAAUUAAAGCAUCAGCUUAAACUAAUAAGGGCACAGGAGCUAAAUCCUGUAAUAACUUAUAGCUCUGAAGCUAAAUCUGUUGAACGGCAGAUCUGUAGAAACCUAGUUUUCAGUUCUACCCUAGCAAGCAAGUUUUGGGAGGUCACAGAUACCCUUUAUUAUUGUCCUUUUGUUGUUUUCCAUUGGCUUAAAUGUAAUGUAAGUUGUUUUAGUUGCUGUGGUGUAUGGCUGGGGGGCUUCAGCUCUUGUAUUUGCUAGUUGUUUUUAGCCUAUGUGAUUUUUAUUGUUUAUUUUAUUGUGCCUUUUGUUUUGAGGUUCUGUGCUGGGUUGUGUAUUUAUUUAUUGUGAAAUUUUACUGGGCAGUUAUGUUUUUGAUUGAUUUUAUAUGAGCUCCGUCUCCCAUUUGCCCCUGGCAGCAUGGUCAAUUGCCAAGAAUAACGGGGGGUUGUAGUUCAUCAGAAUCUGGAGAGCCAUAGCUCCCACACCCCUCCUAGAUGGUAUGCAGUAGCAGACAGUAUUGUAUGAUAUUGACAUGUGAAUGUGGCCCAGGUGAAUGACUAAUAAUAAUAAUAAUAAUAAUUUUAUUAUUUAUACUCAGCACAUCUGGCUGGGUUGCCCCAGUAGUCACUCUGGGCAGCUUCAGUUUUCCUGCCAUUUUCCUAGCUGUAAAAUUUUUAGUUUCAUUUCCAUGUUAUAUGAUUAUAGAUCAGUAAAACUAAUCAGUUAAACUAAUGCAAUAAACUCAUAUUUGAUUGCGGUCCUGAUGUCUACUGAUCUUACUGCUGCUUACAAGGAGGUAGAGGAGGAGGAGGUGCCAGUGCACUGGUUGGAUUUCCUCUACCAGCAUGUUUGCGCUGCGCUGACCUUACUGCCACCUGGCCUCUCUUCCCUCUCCAUCCCAGGAAGCAGCAACAGUGCAACUGACCAGAGUGGCUGCACUAUAUCAUCCACUACCAAUGCUAUCUCAGUUCAGACAUUGCAUUGAGCUACAGCACACAAAGCAUGGCUUAGAGAUCCUCUGCAAACCAUGGUUUGUCAGUUGGGAUAUUAGAGCUAACAAUGGCUCAGUGUAAUGUCCUGAGUCAGAGCUUGGGUAAAACUUAAGCAAAAAUAGUCACAGCAGCCAAAAAUCCCUCAGGCCACUGUAAAUCAGUCCAAAUUCAUACCUGAAAAGCCAGGCUUGGGGUGCAUUGCUAAAAGGCCAGCAAUGAAGUUGUGACAAAACUGUAUUUUUAUGAGGUAAAUUCAAAUGCAAGAAUGUUGUUAGGAUAUGAAAGCUUUUUGACAUUUAAAAAAUGGCUGACUGUGUGGUUGUUUACCCCGACUAUAUAGCCAGAACAGAUGCAAUAUAUGUGGUUCAGCUGGCAGUCUGCCAAGAAACAGAUAGGUUGUUGCAAUUUCAAAAGAUGUGUUUUGCUCACAUAUUUGUAUUUCAGUUACGGCAGUUAAUCUAAUAUACUAGCUUUUAUAUGAGUAUUAUAGUGGUACAUCUAGUUAUGAACUUAAUUCGUUCUGUUUUAACCUGAAACUGUUCUUAACCUGAGGCGUGCUUUCGCUAAUGGGGCCUCUUGCUGCCGCUGUGCUGCUGGCACACAAUUUCCAUUCUCAUCCUGGGGCAAAGUUCUCAACUUGAGGUAGCUCUUCCAGGUUAGCGGAGUUUGUAACCUGAAGCAUUUGUAACCUGAGGCAUUUGUAACUCGAGGUACCACUGUAUAUGGCAAUUGAAAAGGAGUUGAAUUCUGCUAGGUCCUUUAGCAGAUGUUCCAUUUGAAAUCAUUGGUUUGGUUAUAGGCCAAAAAGGAUUUGGAAUUCCAGAGCCAGAUGAUUGGCUAGACGGUUCUGAGUAGAAUGGAUAUAAAGGAAGGCACAGGGUGAGUAGUGGGGAGUUGGUAGUCAGUCAUUUGUUCAGAGGCUGAAGAGAAUGAAGAGUAUAGGAAGAGGCAGAUGGGACCAGAGAAUCGCUGAGGGAAGCCAGGCAGGAGAUUCCAAAGCAGUUGCCCAGGAGAGCUCCUGGCCAGAAUGACAGCAGCUGUCAGUUGAUCACAGGAAGCAGGAAAGACUUCAGAGACACAACUGUGACAUCUGUGUGGCUGAUUUCCCAGCAUCUGACCUGAAGAGGGACUUCAGAGGAAAGCAGAAGCAAGCCUGUCAGGGAGAAAGCAGCAGCCUCAAGUGGCAGAGUCCAGUGAGUGACAGCUAAGGGACUCUCCUACCUUGUAAUCUUUCAGUGAGACCUGAUCAGAGAGAGGCCUUCACUCACCUAGGUAUCUGUGAGUUAACUGAGGGAAGAGAAACUGAGAAUUGGGUUCCUAGUUUUGCAUAAGGCGUGAGAACUAGGGCAAGUAUGUAGCCACCUCUCUGGAAGCAAGAAUUAUUAGUUUUAAGGCAACGGUAACAUCUUUUAAAGUGAAUGCAACAGAUUAAAAGUAACUGUUACCUAUUGAAGCAGUUCUCAAAGUGCUGUUAAAUAAGGUAACUGCAAAUAAAUAUUGUAAAUAUUUUUUAAAAAUACUACGUUAUAUUUAUCCCCAUGUAAACUGUGCUCCUCAGUCACCAAACACCUCUCUUUUUUUGUGGUGCAUGGAGAGACAGUACCCUGGCAGGAAAAGACUUUGAAAGCAAAGAUUGUGCGAUCGCGAGCAUUAUUCCUGCUUGCAAAGGGUACACAUGUGUCAAGGCCACAGCACUGGCAGACAUCCCCCCCAAGUGCCCACCCACCACUUCAUAUGGCCAUUAAACCCUGGUUUAUAGCGCUACUUGCACAAACAGGAAAGAGCUGCCUUGAAGCCUUGUGCUCAUAUGCUGCCCACUUCCCUCUGCUUCUCUCACAUAUACAGGAGAAACACUUUCCUUGAAUUAUCCAGGAAUUAUGGGUUAAAAACAAAACUCUGAUCAGAACAAAAAAACAAAAACAAACAUGAACUUCAAACACUGGUUUCUGAUGCUGUCUUGUUAAACUUAACCAGUUUGUUUUUAAGCCAUGAUCCCCUGCCUAGGUGAGGGGAGAAGUUGACUAACAUCCAGGGAAAGUGAAACUAAAUUCUGGCAAAGUCCCUUUCCUGGCCAUGCAGGAGGGAGGAGAAGGGGAUGUAUUUGAGUCUUCCUGCAAUGCUAAGGUAUGGCUUAGUGUUGUGUGAGAACUGGGGCACAGUGCUUAAAGGUUUCAUUCUUUUUAGUUUGUAAAUGGCAUUCCAGCUAUUUAUCCUCUUCAUUUAGAAGUUGCCGUAAGUUUUGUAUUCUCAGGAAACUGACAGGGUUCCUAAUAAAAGUAAAUCCUAGAAAGUCAUUGGAAUGGCUGUUCCGCUUCAUAACCUUAACAGUAAUAAGUUUAAAAUGUAUGCUUUUAUGGAUCAAGCAAAAAGAAAAAAAUCUAUACUGAACUCAUGGUAGCAUAAUAGAUUUACUGGUGAUUAAUUGUAAUGUCAUUUUAUUUGCCAUUUUCAUGAGAGGUUUUCCCACUUCUGUUAUGGAUGUGUAUGGAAGUUGUGUUGGUUUGAAAAAUUGAUAUUUCCACCCCUUUGCCUUUGUUCUGAAAGUGCUGUUCAAUGACUAGAUAAGAAAGAUUCAAAAGUGAACCUUUUCCACUGUUCACAUUCCAUUUUAGGAAGUCUUUUCACUUCUGUUUGUUUAUCAAAAUAAAUAAUAUGAGAAUAUGAAACAGGGACGCGGGUGGUGCUGUGGGUAAAACCUCAGCGCCUAGGACUUGCCGAUCGUAUGGUCGGCGGUUCGAAUCCCCGCGGCGGAGUGAGCUCCCGUCGUUCGGUCCCAGCUCCUGCCCACCUAGCAGUUCGAAAGCACUCUUAAGUGCAAGUAGAUAAAUAGGUACCGCUUUAUAGCCGGAAGGUAAACGGCGUUUCUGUGUGCUGCGCUGGUGCAGGCUCGCCAGAGCAGCUUCGUCACGCUGGCCACGUGACCCAGAAGUGUCUCCGGACAGCGCUGGCCCCCGGCCUCUUAAGUGAGAUGGGCGCACAACCCUAGAGUCGGACACGACUGGCCCGUACAGGCAGGGGUACCUUUACCUUUAUAAAACAGAACUUUUUUUGGCAACACUUUAAAAUACACUUUAGCUAGCCAGUGUUUUCCAAGAGUUUCUCUGUGUAUAUAUUUAGAGCUUAUGAACCGGUUUUUCACCAGCAGGUACAUAGUUGUUCAUAAAAAAAAUAAAUCCAUAAUAAUUCUUAGUUACAUCCACCAUGAAACCCUGCUGAAAUCCACGUCUAAUCUGUAAACACAAUGAAAUGGUACUAAUUGUAGUGUAGUGUCCUAGGUACCCUUUGUUCUGCUAGAAGUUCAUUUAAAUGAAAUAAGUAAAAAAGAUAAUUAAAUGUGCCUAAGUAUGUUCAUAAAAGGAGUCAGUUUUUAUAUUUCAGAAAUACAAUUAUGUUGUCAAGGGGUUUUUUUGGGUUUUUUUUACAUACUUCAGUAUUGUUCUAUUUUCCCUAAGCCUAUGGUAACUAAGAAUAUGUUUCCUGUUCACAGAGCAAGCUUUACAUGGAAGGAUUUAGAAGCCUAAAAGAAGGAGAACCAGUGGAAUUUACUUUUAAGAAAUCUUCCAAAGGACUUGAAUCAAUACGGGUAACAGGUCCAGGUGGGAUUCCCUGUUUAGGAAGUGAGAGACGACCCAAAGGAAAAACAGUACAGAAAAGAAAACCAAAGGGAGAUAGGUAAAUAUUUUUUCCCCUAUUUUUACAUCUUUUGGAAAACUUUUAUUUGCGGUGCUUCUCUGCAGACUCGGAUGCAGUCAUGCAAAGAUAAGGAUGUGAAUGGUUUAACUUGUGAUUCUGGAAAUGGCAUAUUCUGAUUCCUUCCAUGAGGAACAGCUGUAGCUUGGUGGUUUGCAUGCAGAAGGUUUUGAGCUCAAUCCUUGGCCUCUCUGGAUAGGACUGGGUGAGGCCUGAUCUGAAACUUGGGAGAGCCAGUUCCAGGCAGUGUGGAUAAUUAUUAAGAUGGACCAAUCUGUCCCAGAUAUACAGCAUGUGUUUGCUCUGUGGGACUUUACAUAUGUGUAAGAGCACUCUUGCCAUGAUGAUUUGUUGCAUUUCACAUUAGGUUCUGGUACUGGAAAUGGGUUCUAGUUUUCCUCACAUACAUGUACUGCGCUGUAUAUAUGUCCUGCCACAUGUCUUUGGCUCAUAAAGUAAUUUUAGUGUUACUUGCCUAGGCCAGCAUGUUCUGCUAGCUCAUAUUGGUUAAAAAGAUUCUUUCGUAUUAUGCAACAGAAUAAUGACAGGUCCUAAGUAUUUCAGGACUUCAGGAGGGCUAAGAAUAUAGAUAGAAGGGGACAGGGCAGAGAGAGAAAGAGCUCCUACCAGAGGCAGGUGUGGUGAAAGAAUGCUCAACUGAGAAUGGAACCUAUUGAGAAGCCUAUACUGUGUAGUUUUCUGUAAUAAUUAUUCAGAUAAUGUCAGCUGUUGCGGUGUUACGGGCAGAGCGUUUGUGUGUGUUGAAAUCUGAAAAUGUCUUCUGGUGCUAUUAUUAAGAUCAAGGAACAGCCAAAACAGAAAAUAUAGAGAUCUAGGAUGGUUUAUGGUUGGUUUCACUAAACUUUAAUGUAGUGUGUUUUAUCCAUUUUAAGUUAAAAUUAUAAUAAUAUAUAUAUUAUAAUUUUUUAUUUAUACCCCGCCCAUCUGUCUGGGUUGCCCCAGCCACUCUGGGUGGCUUCCAACAUAAAUAAAAUAACAAUAAAACAUCAAACAUUAAUAGUAACAAUCUGAUAUCCAAUAUAAAAAGUCACAAAAACUUUAAAUUAAACAAUUUAUAUCAAAUAAAGCAAUAUUCAAUAACCUGUUAGAAAAUAAUAGUAAACAGUAAAAUUAAACAUCAGCAAAUAAUAAUUAAACAGUUUACAAUUACAAUAAAGAAUUACUAAUCCAUAAUCAAUAAAAAUAAUAGAAAAUCACAAUGCAUAAAAUACCACAAAACAAAGUCACCCUAUGAAAUUAUGUGGAAGAAAAUGAAAGGACCCAUCACUAGCACAAGAAAACCUGGCCUCCCCUGAUAGGGGUUUUGACGGAUGCAGAGAUGCACUUAGUCUUUCUAGAGGUCUCUUGUUUCCCAUCAUAAGAAGCUAUAGCUCUGACCUAUAAUACGUAACUAAACCUGUUUUCCAGAACAGAGUGUCUACACUGUGGGCUUCCCGUUGUUUGUAGACUUCAGCUGACUAUGAAUCCCUGACAACUAGCCAACAGUAUCUGGAAGACCACAUGUUCCCUAUUUCUGGUUUAAACAGAGUCAUACUAUUGCAAAGGAUAAUUUUAUGUAUGUUUGCUCAUAGAUGUAGGAAUUUCCUCCUUUCCUAUGUGCAUGUUGAUGCAGACACUACCCACAGUGCCCAUUUACUCCCAGUCUUUUGUCUUUGUCUGUCUGCAUCAUCCAUUCGUCCGCCUAGUUAUCUUCUUCCACCCCAAAUAGUCCAUUAGGCCUAACCGGCUUAGUGGCGGGUUCUGCAAUGGCUGGGCGGGCCAGAUUUAGGACCCUGGUGGGCCAGAUCUGGCCUGCAGACUGUAGUUUGAGGACCCCUGAGUUAAGCAAAUUCUUCUCUUUGAGUCACAUUUAUUUAUAGUAUUUAGUAUUUGUUCUCAUAGCGUGGAGCCUUUGUCAAGAAGUGCAUUCAGAGAAAGGUAUGAGAAGUGAUUAAAAUUACAUCCAGUUUUUCAAAGAAUAGUCUUCGGUGGCUUUAGAGGUGGGUAGAAUUGCUUUCCACCCUUUAGGUUUCGGACAGUUUAAAUGCUGAUCAAUGUAAUGGAGUUCAGACAGGUUGGCAAACAAUAGCAAACCACAGACUGCUCUCGUUUCAUUGCCUGCCAUUAAUGCUGCAGUACCCUUUACAUCAAAGUUAACUGGGCUACUUUGAUUUCGUCUGUCAUAUUGAUAUGUCUGAUACAUGUGCUUUAAAUGGCUUGCAUGUUGAAAGAUGAUUUUUUUAAUAAAAAAAAAUCCUAUUUAGAAUUAUCACAAAAUUAUAGAGCUGCAUCUGCCAACAUUUAUGUUGGAUAGAGUAGCCACAAUCCACAUCCCUGUGCCUGUGGCAAAAGUCCUGUUCAGUUAAUACUCCUUGUGGGGUGAAAGCAGAUAUUUAUUUAUUCUACACUAACAAAACUAAACUACCAUUCCCAUUGGCUCUACUAAACCUUCCUGCCACCAUUCAGCCAUUUACAUUUAUUUAUCACAAGAUUAUUAGGUACGCAAGUUGAUCUGGUUAACAGUACAGUGUUUUUUUACACUUUAAUGGCUUCACACUGUCGCUUCACACAAUGUAUAUUCAGCUAUUAAUGUUUACUAAAAUGGCUUGGCUUUAAAGGAGAAGUUACCUACUACAGUCGUACCUUGGAUCCCAAAUGUUUUGGCUCCCGAAUGCCGCAAACGGUUCGGGUUUGCGAACUGUUUUUGGAAGCUGAACAUCCGAUGGGGCUUCUGCAGCUUCCAAUUGGCUGCAGGAGCUUUCUGCAGCCAACCAGAAGCCAUGCUUUGGUUUCUGAACAUUUUGGAAGUCAAACGGACUUGCGGAAUGGAUUCCCUUCGACUUCCAAGGUACGACUGUAUAUUAAAAACCCUUUAGCAAAAUUGCCUGUUUUUUGUCUCCAUGCCCCUUAAGCUUCAGCAACUUCACUGCUGUCAGGUCCCACAUUGACAGUUAAACUGGACCCUAAAACGCACUAGACAGAAAACUUCUCCCUUCAGAUGCAUGCCAGUGUACAUUGCAAUACAAAGGUCAAAACACAUUACACAGUGCCCAUUAAGACUUAGAGAAACAGUCCUAGUUUAAAGUUGAGAGCCUCUUCUCUCCACAUGUGCCAUGAAUAAAAGGGAAGAAACAAUUCUUGAGACAGGAUGAAUACCUUGUGGUCCUCUGGAUGUUGUUGGACUCCCCAUCAGACCCAAAUAGCAUGGCCUGUGAUUAAGGAUAAUGGGAGUUACUGGGCGAGUCCUAAUGUCGGAGGGAAUAUGAUCAAAUUCGGGCACCUUUUACCAUAUGUGGUGGUCAUGUGACAUAUCAAUUACUGUGGUUUUGGGUCAUGGUAUCCUGGAAGAUUAGUGUAAUAAUCACAGGACAGACAGUCCCACAUGUCUCUCAGUUAGCACUGUUAACUCUGCUUGAGGGAAGCUUAAAAGAGCUGAAGUAUAAAUAACGCUAUAACUCUGAUCCUGGUUAUAGUAAGACUUGUUAUAGCUCGUAAAUGGAAAGCUUUAGACAAUGUCUGCAUAGAAGCUUGGCUGCAACAAAAUGAACUAAGAGGAAAAAAAUAACCGAACACCCGAGAUCAUUGUGAGAAAAUGAGGCUUUCUGGGGAGCUUGUUGCAGGCUUGUUGCAUAUAAAUUUAGAAUCAUCCAUGUUCACAAACACUUUCUGUUUUGGCUUUAGAAUUCAAUGCCAUGUUGAUACUUAGGGGUGGGGGACUUUAAAAAGGGAUGAUAGGAGUUGUAGCCCAUUAACAUCUGGUGGGCCACCAGUUCCUUAUACCUCAGUUAAAAGAAACAGAUGGGAAUUGGCUCCUUAAGAAGGCUAUGAAAAGAGGUUGCUUUGCUAGAAUUGGGAGUAGCUCUCAGGAAUUCAACUACUUGUGUGGAUUUGGUUGUCUUUGCCUCAUAAUUUUAGCACAUGGUAGUAGUGAGGACCCAACUCUGGAAAGAAUUAAAUGUCUCACUCUUCCAAUCAUUCCCUGUUCCAGCAUUUUAGCUUGCUAGAUGGAACAAUCCCCCUCUCUUUUGCCCCACUGUUCUGGGGGUUCCCCUGACCCUCUGAGAGCUGAUAUUGGGGAACAAGAGAGGUUGGAAAGUCCCAUCACACAAACGGGCUUCUGUUGAUGGGGCUGGUUAUGUGAACCCUGUUCUCUAACACGCUAGUCUGUUAUAUCUAUGAACUGAGUAAGCGUAGUGUUGAGGACUUGCAAAAUUGCUGUGGAAGGGUUAAAGUGUGAGUGGAGUUGCUUUUUGCUUUCUUAUUUUUAAUUAGAAAAAUAGAAUGCUGGGUUUUGAUGUGGAAAGCCUGUAUUCCAGUCCCUAUUCACUAGGUGGCCUGGCUAGCUUGCUCCUAUCGAUCAGCCUGACCUACGUCAAAAAAUGCCAAAACACUAAUUUGAGCUCCACAGUAGACAGGCAAGAUGCAGAAUUAACUCUUCAUAAUUUGGAAACCAGAAAGUUGAUUGCUGGGUUAGCUUGAGCCAAGCAGGAUUGAUUUAUAGUCUUACAUUUUUAAACAUAAGCAUUAGAAUGAUUUAUUAAGCCUCUUUUGAAGGAGUGCUUAAUUUGUGCAAGUAAAGUAUGGUGAAGUGUUUUGAAGAGAGAGACACUUUGUUUUCUGCAAGCAAUCCAAAGAGAAGCUGCAUAAUUGUUAAAAUGCAGCUAAAAUGAAACUGGUUGCAUUGUCACUGAUAAGCAGACUGACCCAAUGCCCCAACAUUUUAAAGGAAUCCAUUGUUUAGAAAUAAAUAGCUCUAAAGACACAUCAUCGACAACUGAAAACCUCAGUAAACAGGCUAGAAGAAAAUAAAACAUGUAAACCCAUUAAGUGACCUUAAUUAGAUUUCAGAAUUAUUAAAGCACAAUUGCAGUUCCCCCUCUCCCACCCCUGGUAUAAAGGCAGAUUUUGGUAAUAUUUUAUAAUGAAUAUGUUGAAAUACUGCUUUAAAGUGCUAGCCAUUUUAGGCAUUUUAAAAAAGCAGAAUUUCAGCAAGUUUCAAUAAAUGUUGAAGUGGGCUUGUGCUUUCUAAGACUUGUUUUGUCAGAUUUUGGAAUUUGCUUUUUAGUGGUUUCUUUUGUAGGAGAGAAAUCUUUCAGGCAUGAAUUGAUAGUCCAGAUCUUUUGCGGUCUGUCUCUUCUAACCUAUGACCCUUGUUCCUACAAGGUCAACAUCUGAGGGCAGGAGAUUAAGAUAGUUUAAAGACUGGAAUGGGAACUGGAAUGGAAAAAUUAGCCAGCCUAUUUUGGUUGCAAAACAUCAAAGUCUCCAAACCAUUUACUUAUUUUUCAAUGUAGUUUAAGAGUAACAAGUUAAUUAAUUAUACUGUGCUUGGCAAAUAUAUGUCUGGAAUUAAGAGGACCAUCAUGGAAGAAUUUUUGUUUUGUAUUAAAUAUAGCAAGCAUAUUGUGUUACACGUACCGUAAAGAGUCUUUAGCAGUUUGCAAUAUAACUUGGAAUCUGGUCUUGCAACUUCUUUGCCCAAUUACUUCUCAUUCUCAUUAACUGCAACACUGACACCAGUAACACAAAUUUCCUGUGUAAGGAUCUAACCACGAUUGUGUACCCAGUGACUCCUGAGAUCGUGUGCUGAAAUUGCUAGUAUGUUUCCUAAUUAAAGUUUAAUUAUUAAACCAGUGCCUCUUGUGCCAUUUCUUUACAAAUGCAAAUGUUCUCUGUGUAGUGGCAUUGUCCAUUACAUAAAGAAAUCAACCCCAACCAAUACAUUGGUAACAAUGUAUGUGCCAUUACAUGAAAUAUUGGUCCUCCAUCUGCAUAAGUGUGUUUAAGGCACAUGCAUUAUGUGCAUGAGUUUGUAUAUGCACAUGUACAUAGACUCCAAUAUAAGUUGUAGAAGCAGUGAUUUUUUUAUGAACAAAAUGCAGGCUGCUAGUAGUUUCCUUGCCGUUGCUGUUUUUAAAAUAUAAAUCUCACAUGGGCAGAAAAUACGCUUUGUUAUUUCAUGGAAAAAGGAGGAGAUUGUGCCUUCAAUGUAUAAGCAAUUUUUAUGGAAAAGUGCUGUUUCUUCUAUCAUUCAGAAUCUGAUUGAUAUCUUUAUAGACUUAGGUGGUUUUCUGAUUGUUACUCUGCCACCAGAAAGGAUUUCAAAUUUAAAUAGCUUAAACUACUGUUGGGAAAUGUAUAUAUAAAGAGGUUUUGCCACUGUCCCUGUAAUCACAUGGCUUCCCCUGCCUCAAACAAUGCAUGGGCAGCUGCAGGAGAAAACGUUUCUGUAUAAAUAACUCAUGUUCAGUAGAAUCCUCCUUUCUCCUGAGACAGCUAUACAUGGUGCGGAUGUUGGGAGCUUGUGUGUCUCCCAGGCAGGGCCAGCAGCACCCAAAGCCCCCCCCCCCCCCAGUGCCUCUUCACAUGCAAAGGGUAGUUUAUAAGGAGCUGUGAAUAAGGAAAUUAUAGGCUCUCAUUUAUAAAUUCUGUUGGCCCAUAAAAUGUUUGAGAGUAAGUUUGUGCAUAGUUUUUCACAAGAGCUUGUGUAAAUUGAAGAACUUGCUUGUAUUUGCAGCCCUUUUGUAGAUCCAUCUAAGGUGCUAUAUUGUGUUUUGUUUCAACAGACUAACAUGGCGAACCUUUUGGGAUUGUGCCCUUAACUACCAGUGACUGAAUAACCUUAGGGUUUGGAUGUGCACAUAAAAAAGGAGAAUAUGUGUGACUUGUUUCCUAAAUGGGGGGUGUUCUAAUAAUGAAUUAUUCUAUUAUAGAAGUCUUAAAAAAAACACAAAACCCUAACUUCUUAAUUCAGCCUUUGCAAAUUGGUUGGCUGUUUCCUCUAGCCUGCUCAUCUGGAGAAAGGGCACCAGUGGUUCUUGCUUUUGUAUAUGCUUAGCUAUUUAAAUGCACAUAAAUUAAUUGUCUCUGACAGGAGUUGUAAACUAAGAAAACACACUGGGAGGUGGUCCCUAAAGCACUGUUUCUGAACCUGUGGCCCAUGGGCUUCAUAUGUAAACCUGAAAUAAUUAUUGCUUACAGUCUUUAACUGGUAUGACGAAUACCUCUUACAACUUCUUUGUUACGUUGGCAUGUUUUGGCACUUGCAACCGAACACUGGAAAAGUCUUACAUUUUGACACUUGAGAACCACUCUCUGGCAGCUAGUGAUGGUUCCAAUCACUGUUGCACCACAAGGUGCUUGCACAGGGACCUCCCCCGGAGUGUCCCCCACAGCUUGCCUCUGAUGCACGACCUUCAGCACCUGAGCAUCAGAGACAAGCUGCAACAGUCACUAAAACCAACUCCUUGUACAAACACCCACAGUGAACCACCACUGGAUCUGCUGCUAGUGUUAAUUAACAGUGUGACCAGGAGUGAUUAGAAUUUGGGGCGGGGGGAGUAUCUAAUGCUCCUUGAGUACAGUGGUGCCUCGCAAGACGAAAUUAAUUCGUUCCGCGAGUUUUUUCGUCUAGCGAAUUUUUCGUCUUGCGAAGCACGAAAUCCCAUAGGAAUGCAUUGAAAUUCAAUUAAUGCGUUCCUAUGGUCAAAAAAAGUCCACUCAAAGCCAAAUUCGGUACAACAAGAGUUUAUUAACUGCUCUUUAAAGUCACACAUACUUUAAAGAGCAUAUCAAAAUUGAAGGAACAAUAAAUUAAGUUUCUAAACAUGACAGGAAAAACAUUUAAAAAUCAAAAAGGGUACAUUACAUUUUCUAAGACUCUGGGGACCACUCGAAGAAGGUUCCUCUUCCACUCUUUGCUUCUUGCUGAGGAACCUGUCCAUGGUCUGCUGCUUCAUCCGCCGUUUCAGCAGCUCCCUGAGAGGCGACAUGACCGUCGUAUCAAAAAUGUUCGCUUGGUCAUGUGCCACGUGCUUGUCAGGGUGGUGCCGCUCUGCAAAAGCCUGCACCUCAUUCCACUUCUGGCAAAUGUCCCUCAGUUCUUUGGAGGACAGCCGUUCCUCAGUUGCUUCCUCCUCUUCCAGCGAGGCCUGCUCCUGCGCAACCUCUGACUGCAGUGCAACCAGCUCCUGGGUGGUCAGCUCGUCGUCGUGCUCCUCCACCAGCUCGCAAACGUCCUCCUCUGUGACCUCCAGGCCCAAGGUCCUCCCCAAGGCAACAAUGUCCUGCACCACUGUCGACUCUGGUGCAUCAGAGUCACUUGGUGCCACACAGUCCGGCCACAGGCUGCGCCAAGCGCAAUUCAAAUUCCUCUGGCUGAUCCCUUCCAGGCCGUGGUGAUCAUCUUCAAGCAGGUGACGAUGUCGAAGUGGUCCUUCCAGAAUUCCCGCAGGGUGAUGGUGGUGCAAUCAGUCACCUCGAAGCAUCGCCUGAAAAGCUCCUUGGUGUAGAGUUUCUUGAAAUUGGCGAUGACCUGCUGAUCCAUCGGCUGGAGCAGUGGCGUGGUGUUAGGCGGCAGGAACAUGAUGUUGAUGAAGCUGAACUCCUCCAACAAGUCCACCUCAAGGCCUUUAGGAUGAGCAGGAGCAUUGUCCAUCAGAAGCAAAGCCUUCAGCGGCAGGUCAUUGUCCAGCAGGUACUGUUUGACAGCAGGGCCAAAGGCAAGAUUGACCCAGUCCACAAACAGCACACGUGUGACCCAAGCCUUGCUGUUGGAUCGCCACAUGACACUCAGCCGCUCCUUGUCGACCUUGUGUUUCUUGAAGGCCCGUGGGUUCUCCGAGUGGUACACCAGCAGGGGCUUGAUCUUCAGGUCGCCGCUUGCGUUGGCACAGAAGAGCAGGGUCAGACGGUCCUUCAUGGGCUUGUGGCCAGGCAACUUGGCCUCCUCCUGAGUGAUGAAAGUCCUUUUGGGCAUCCUCUUCCAAAACAGCCCGGUCUCGUCGCAGUUGAAGACCUGCUGUGGAACGUAGCCCUCCGUCUUCACAACCUCCAGGAACUCCAAGGCAAAGUCUUCAGCCGCAGGAACAUCAGAACUGGCAGCCUCUCCAUGCCUGACCACGCUGUGGAUUCCGGAUCUUGCCUUGAACCGGUCAAACCAGCCUCUGCUUGCCUUGAAGACUUCUGGCUCGGCCGAGGUUCCUGGCUGUUCCCGGAUGAGGUCUGCGUGCAAGGCCUUGGCCUUCUCACAAAUCACGGCCUCAGUCACUGUGUCCCCUGCACGCUGCUUCUCUUCUAUCCAGAUGAGGAGCAACUUCUCGACCUCCUCCAGAACAGCUGGGCGGUUCUUCACGAUCCUGGUGACUCCCUGGCUGCAUCAGUCGCAAGGAUCUUCUCCCUCAUCUUCAGGAUGGUCCCGAUGGUCGAUGGGUUCCUGCCGUACUCCCUGGCGAGGUCCGUCACACGCAUUCCACCGUCGUGCUUCCGGAUGAUCUCCUUCUUCAUCUCCAGCGUCACCUUCUCCUUCUUCCUCUCGCCGGCCUCCGCAGCAGCAGCAGUCUUCUUGGGUCCCAUGGCAGCACAGCUGUUACCUUUGUAAAACUCAGAAAAGAAAAAAAAAUCAGCAAUUCAAACCCACAACCAAGUCCUUGAAUUCCAAACACCCAACCCAAAAUCCAAAAACCCCAAAAAAGUUUUAAAAGUUUAACUUACGAAAUGGCUGCAAAUCACCAAAGUCUUCAAAAUCCUCAAAUGGCUGCAAAAGAAAUUUUGGGAAAGCUUUAAAAAUCACCAAAGUCUUCAAAAACCUCAACUGUUCCCCCAGCCCCUCCCCAACAGUUGCUAAACCCGCCCCAACAGGUGCAAACCCUCCUCAACUGUUCCCCAGCCACCCAGCACACAGAAAUUCAAAACCCAGAAACUUUUUCAAAAAAAACAACAUGGCCCAAUGGUUACAGAAAACCAUAAAAAUUCAAAAAAGCACACAAGCUCCCAGAUUCUUGCAAACCCCUCCUCAGCUGUUCCCCCAGCCACCCAGCACACAGAAAUUCAAAACCCAGAAACAAUUUUCAAAAAAAACAACAUGGCCCAAUGGUUACAGAAAACCAUAAAAAUUCAAAAAAGCACACAAGCUCCCAGAUUCUUGCAAACCCCUCCCCAGCUGUUCCCCAGCCACCCAGCACACAGAAAUUCAAAACCCAGAAACUUUUUCAAAAAAAACAACAUGGCCCAAUGGUUACAGAAAACCAUAAAAAUUAACUAAAAGCACACAAGCUCCCAGAUUCUUGCAAACCCCUCCCCAGCUGUUCCCCCAGCCACCCAGCACACAGAAAUUUAAAACCCAGAAACUUUUUCAAAAAAAACCAACAUGGCCCAAUGGUCACAAAAAAUCAUAAAAAUUCAAAAAAAAGCACACAAGCUCCCAGAUUCUUGCAAACCCCUCCCCAGCUGUUCCCCCAGCCACCCAGCACACAGAAAUUUAAAACCCAGAAACUUUUUUCAAAAAACAACAACAUGGCCCAAUGGUCACAAAAAAUCAUAAAAAUUCAAAAAAGCACACAAGCUCCCAGAUUCUUGCAAACACCUCCCCAGCUGUUCCCCCAGCCACCCAGCACACAGAAAUUUAAAACCCAGAAACUUUUUUCAAAAAACAACAACAUGGCCCAAUGGUCACAAAAAAUCAUAAAAAUUCAAAAAAAAGCACACAAGCUCCCAGAUUCUUGCAAACACCUCCCCAGCUGUUCCCCAUCCACCCAGCACACAGAAAUUUAAAACCCAGAAACUUUUUCAAAAACAACAACAUGGCCCAAUGGUCACAAAAAUCAUAAAAAUUCAAAAAAAGCACACAAGCUCCCAGAUUCUUGCAAACACCUCCCCAGCUGUUCCCCAUCCACCCAGCACACAGAAAUUUAAAACCCAGAAACUUUUUCAAAAAAACAACAUGGCCCAAUGGUCACAAAAAUCAUAAAAAUUCAAAAAAAGCACACAAGCUCCCAGAUUCUUGCAAACCCCUCCCCAGCUGUUCCCCCAUCCACCCAGCACACAGAAAUUUAAAAUCCAGAAACUUUUUCAAAAAAAAACAACAUGGCCCAAUGGUCACAGAAAAUCAUAAAAAUGCAGAAAAAAACCACACAAGCUCCCAGAUUCUUGCAAACCUCUCCCCAACACCAAGUCCUUGAAUUCUAAACACCCCAACCCAAAAUCCCAAAAACCCCAAAAAAGUUUUAAAAGUUCAACUUACCAAACAGCUGUAGAAGAAGUUUUGGAAAAGCUUCAAAAAUCCAGCAAACUCUUUAAAAAGCUCAGAAAGGCCACCACACCGCGUGCAAUGUGUUGCUCCUCGAGGUCAAGUCGCAACUGCACCUCUUCAAGCAAUGCACCCUAGGUUUUAACGGUUUUACGAAAAAGGAAACAAACUUGCAAGACGGUUUCGUUUUGCGAAGCCAGCCCAUAGGGACAUUCGUCUUGCGAAGCAACUCGAAAACGAAAAAACCUUUCGUCUUGCGAGUUUUUCGUUUUGCGAGGCGUUCGUCUUGCGGGGCACCACUGUAACUGGAUGCUUUGUAGAAUAAUUUUUUUAUACCUUAUGAAGCAAUAUCCUGCAAUCAGAUGAUUGGUGUUCUUAACAUUCCUGUAACAAAACUGUGAAUAACUCUUAAAUAUUUAGAAGUACUCUAAAUGUUUCAACAAAUUACACAUUAAUAGGAGUGAUAGGUCCUUUUUUUGCUGGGAUGCUUCAAGUAUAGGUUAUAAAACAGUCAAUGUUGCAAUUAAAAGGCAUGAAGCCAAUGGCUGUUGAGGGAAGUCAGCAGUUUGGAAGGUCCAGAACUCACAUGACAAUAAAUGGAUGGGACAUUAAACCUAGUGAACCUGGACUUGUAGAUUACUAUACCUAAAAGACUGGGAACCACUGUCCUAAGCAGUAAUUCUAGAAUAGUUUUUAGUUGCAAGCCCUGAGUUCUUACAGGACUAGAGGGAAAAGGAAAAGAACAUCAUUUGAACAAUGUGGUUUCUUUUUUAUACAAAGGUGAUGGUACAAAAGUAUUUGACUUACUAUGUGAUUGACAAGGUGCUGUAAAAGGUUGUUCUCAUCAGAUGCAGGUGAGGAAAAAUAUUGCUGCUUACAACCAUUAAAGAAAGUUAAAAAGCCAGUUUGUCAGAGAACAGAGCUUGAUCCUUUUCAGACAAACAAUAUAUUCAAGGGAUGGGAAUUCAUGAUGCCCUAUGGACCUAUAUCCCAACAUUAUGGAAAAAGGCAAAGCUUGAACAAUGAGUGACUCUUGGUGGUUCAAUCUGACUCACCACUAGUACCCUGAGAGAGAUUAUUCAUAUGUUUUCUUUGGAUGUAAUUGUAACGGUACUUACUGAAAACAAGUUAGUAAAUAUAGGGAAACCAAGAUUUGCUGAAUGCUUGGUAGAAUAUAUGAAAAAGGAAAUUUUCUUAAAAUAAGACUGAUGUUCCCACCCACAUCAAUUUCAGAAACAUUUUAGGUGUUUUAUUUUAUCACUUACAUGUUUGCUGUCCUGGGCUCCUUUGGGAGAAAGGUAGCAUAUAAAUAAAAUAAUAAAUAUGAGUGCUUUUUAGCAACUGCUAUGUGAAACCAAAACAUUGCUUUCAACAACAUAUAUUUUAUUUGAUGUAUAAGGAUGAUUGAGAUGAUGAAGAACUCGAAUUCUUGAGAGAAGUAGAGAGCAUUUCACUUAAAUUUGAUCAGUUUCCUAAGUUUAGCUAUCCAUCUAUUGCUUGCUCUUUAAAAGAACCAUACUAUUUUGCUGAUGUUAAUAAUAUAAUUUCAUGUUAUUUCAUUAAAUCAUUGUCCCAUUAAAACUGUUGUGCACUAUCCUAUAAUAAUAGCUCCUUCAAGAACCAUAGCAUUGUGUAUGUGUUUGGUACAUAUAUAGGUGUCUUGUGGUUGCAAAAGAGAAACUCUGGCUAGUUGUAGCAUGUAUAGAUGGCUGGUUGGCACUAGCAUCUCUCUGUCCUACUACAAAUUGUCAUUGGUAUCCAGAAACUUAAUGUUCUUAUUUUUGAACUUCUAAAAACAGCUUUGCACCAGCAUGUUUAUGGAAACUAGUUUGAAAAGCAUGACACUGAAUGACAGGUAACCUAUAAAUAAACAAUCCCCAAACCAAGCAGGUGGAUAGAACGUAUCCCUUCCUGACAUUAUUCCUAUGCCUACAUCAAGAUUUGUUAAGAUCAGAAGUUCUUUUAUAUUACAGAAACAAAUAUUAUUUUAAAGUAUAUAUACUUAAUUAUAUAGAAAGCUGUCAGUGAUGCAUUUUGACUUGCAAAAGCCAGCAAGCCUUACUUGGGGUGAGCACCCCACAUUUGGGGAAUCAUCACAGAAAAGGCCUGUUCUCAUUUUGUCACCCUCGGGACCUCUCACGGAGAAAGUUCACGAAGAAGGACCUCAGAUGAUGAUUGUGCAGGCUCCAGGUUGGUUCAUAUGGUGAGAGGCGGUCUUUGAAGGUUAUAGAACUUGGCAUGCCUAAUUGCUUUGCAGCCAGUUGUAUCAUCUUCAGUGUUAUUGCCACCCUUGUAUUGUCAAGUUGGCAGAAUAGAAUUAAAAUACACUAUUCUUGGACAACCCAUUGGUCACUUUCCAGAUAGUACAUAAAUGUUUCUGGAAGAAGUGAGAUAAUGGAGAAAGCAGUCAAAUGGUUUUUAAAUUUACUCUUGUGUCUGUCUUUAAAUAUGAAAGAUGGAAUUCUUCUUGGGUCCCUGAAAUCUUGUACUCUGUUUCCUGAUGGGAUCUCACCAAGCCUUCUGUUGGUUGUGUUGCCUAUAGGAUAGCUGCACUCCUCUGUUCACCAUUGUUUCAGGAUUCCUUGCCCUGCCAUUUAUAGAUGCUGGCUAUUCAUUAUGUGUUCAGGAAACCUGUGGCAAACAGCAUUUCCACCCUGCCCCCCACUUUUUCGCGCUGCUUAUUCUCUCCAAUUUAUUGGCAUUGGCCUCUCUGUCUCGCCAACAUUCAAGAUCGACUUGUCAUUCUGCAAACUGCAUUUUCCGUUCAAGGGAGUCUCCUGCAGAGGAUCCCAGCUGCUUCCACUUAAAACACCCAGAAACUAAUCCUCCAGAAUCAGCUUGAGCAGGCCAGCAUCUGUCUUUCACAUUUUGGUCCCCUCGAGGUGCCUCAGAUAAUGCUCUGCGCCACAGUCAGGGCUGCUGUUCCUACCUUUUGGCCAGCCUUUUGAUUCCAAGUCUGUUCCCAAACCCUUUUCUCUCUUUCUUCCAAGUUUUACUACAGUCAAAGUAAUAAAGCCAUUUUCUCUUAGGAAUAUUCUGGUUUAUAGACAGGUUUUAAAACCCACUAGCUUAAAGUCAGCCUGCCUUCAUUAUGUGGUUACCACAAGAUCGGUUCAUUUAUGAACAUCCACUAGUUUGUGGGUAGAAAAAAAUUUUUGGAGAAAAACAUUCAUGAGAAAAGGGAUUGCCCAACCUUUUAGCAAGGGCAGCAUUUGUACAACCUGUUUAGAUAGCAGAGGCUUGCAUGCUGCGUGUGUGUGUGUGUGUGUGAGAGAGAGAGAGAGGCGCAUCAGUUUGGUGCAUGUUUAGCUGUUUUGGGGGAUAUGGCACCUAGAGUGGUUUAGAACUUUUCUGGUGCUGACUGGCUAUGCCAAAAUCCUUACUAUUAAGUUUUUAUUUCAUUUAGCUAACCUGUUUUCACAAGAUUACACACACACACACACACACACACACACACACAUUGUUGCCUACUCUUAUAUUUAGAUCAAGGCCAGACGCUCCCAAAUUCAAUAUAUUCUUACUAGUUUGAUUAUCGAAGUGACAUCCGUUUAGCUCAGUUGGUUAGAGUAUGGUGCUGAUAACGCCAAGGUUGCAGGUUCAAUCCCUGUAAAGGGACAGCUACAUAUUCCUGCAUUGCAGGAGGUUGGACUAGAUGAGAUCUUUAGGGUCCCUUCCAAUUCUGUGAUAAGGAAGAACAAGCCAGUUAACACACUUGCAUUUCAAGAAUUUCGCUCCUCUCAUUCUCCUGCAAGGCUGGGAGGAGUACUGUUUCAGAGUUCAGUUUCACUUUUGUGUUCCUAGGGACCCUGGUUUAUAUAGCAAACUCUCUUAAGUUUCUUAACAAGUAGAUAACGUGUGUUAUUAUGAAACUAGCUUAUUAAAUUAACCCACUGUGUUGAGUUUUUUUAAAACAAGGACCCCUGGGUUGAAUGUAAUGCUGAUUCAGAGUUCAGUAACGCUAAACUCUGGCAGAGUUCUCUUAACCAGCCCUGUGCAAAGAGGGAGGGCACCAUGGAGCCAAUGGCUACAGUCCAGUAUUCCUAAUACCAAAUCACCUCCGAUCUAGGAGCUGUAAGAAGAGGGGUGCUGGCAGAGAUUAUAGCUAAGACACAACUGACCUAUCCUAUAAACCAGUUGUGCAGCCUUAAUUUUUUGUUGCAACUGGUUCCAAGCCCAUUUUAAUCUCUCAGACGUAAAAAAUGUAGCAAAAGUUUAAUCGAAACCAGUUGCAUUGAUUCUUGAAAUUAGAAACAAAGGAAUAAUUUCCAGAAUUUCUAAAGCUCAUCUUCUCCUUUUUCUAUUAUUCAAUAAAUGUUUCGGUAAAACUGAUUGAGAUUCUGUUUCAGUUUAAAAGCAGCUACCUGGUUGUCACUUUGUUUUUUUUAAAAAACUGUUUAGAAGUUUUGCACAUAUUUAUGGCUUAAAUGCAACAGUAGCUGAAUCUACCACAGUUCUGGGCACAUAGGCUAGAAAGAUGUGUUCAUUUCUAUGGUCAUUGAAUAAAGCAGCCUGCACAUAAGGAUUGAGAUGGGGUUACCUGCCUGCUACUUUCUCUGGCUGCUAUCUCUUAUUGCUGUGGCUGUUCCACCUGUGUGAAUUCACUUACGCAAUGGUGGCAAGGAUGCAUGAAAAGAUCAGGAGGCGUCACUGAUUUACACGAAUACUUUAUUUCACUUUUGCCUGAAUAUACAUGCAUGUAUGGUGUGGCAGCUGCGGCUGCCCUAUCCUUACUUGUAUUGGUCUAAUCCCAGGAUAAAUUGAGGUAACUGAGAAGCAGCAGGUGCAAGACAGAGCAGGUGACCAGGCAGGCAACUGCCUUAUUGCAAGGCUGGAAUAAAGUUUUGGCAUCACAUUAACAUUUAGUUUCUUGCUUCAGUGGUGACAUUUGAUAGUCAUUGAUAAAAAUGAGGAGAACAGUAGACCUUUGAACUUGGCAAGAUAGCUACCCAAGCGUAGCCUACUUAAACUUAUGUUGUUGUUUCAUGUAUUUAACAUUAUCUCCCCGAACCCAUUAUGUGAGGCAACCAGGAGAAGCAGAACUCUGUGUGCGAAAGGCACAUGGGUGUGUAUCUCGAAUGCAUGUUCACCUGCACUGCAGUGUUCACAUGAGUCCAGGUGUGCUGCUUUGAUGCAUAUGAAGCUGCCAUUAUAUAUAACUAGUUGCACAUGCCUAGGGUUGGAUCAGGUAAUUGUGAAUCAAAUUUGCAUCAUUUUCAUGCUGGACUAGAUUAUAUUAAUAUCCAAGAACAGUAGAUCUGUUGUUGGAUGCUUGCUUGCUUAUUUAUUUAUUUAUUUAUUUAUUUAUUUAUGGUAGUGUUGUUGUAUUUUGGACUAAUGUUGAUGUCCUGUGGCUUUAAUUUUAAUAUUGGAAAGUCCUUCAAACUCUUCUUGGUGGCCUGUGAAGUACUGACAGUUAUUCGUGUGGCCUGCUGUCAUGAUGACAUUUUAUAUAGAUACAUAAACUUCAGAAUGUUCCUUCUGUGAAUGGAAGGGCUUCUUUCAUUUGCAGAAGGAACUGUGAUCCUGAGAGGCAAUUUUCAUUCACUUCUCCUCUCCAUGCCACCUCUCACAGUGUUCCGCCCCCCCCCAAACCUUCCUGCUAUUGCACAAGUGGGAUUCUGCACAUAGGAACUCUGGAUCCAAGCCCAAAUAUAUAGAAAUUAAGUCAACACCCGCCCUUAUUCAUGUAUCGUUUUUCUUGAUGCAGUUGUUUCAGUACAGCUGAACUGAAAAUUAGAUCCUAAUGGAAGAAUAAUGCCAUACCUUAAAUACUGGUAAUUGUAAUUUUGCCAGUUCAGACAGUCCAAAAUGUUGCAAACGCUUUACAACUGUUCAAAACAAUCAUCAUUUCUUUUCCAGUGGUCAGUAAUCAUUAUUAGUAUUAAACUGACUAAUGUGUAGUCAUUCCUACAAAUUUUAAACUGAAUAUUAGCUGAAUGCUAGGUUGAAUUGAAAGAUACCUUCUGUUCAUGGAAGUCUAGCAGUUGUUCAUCAGCCCUCUCCUACACACUAGAAGCCUUCAACUGCUCUUAAGAUUUGUAGGAUUCUCUGUAAUUCUGGGAGGUCGUGCAGGGAGUUCAAUAGAUAGAGAGUGAAAUUGGGAGACCUGCCUUAGAGGAAUGCUUUCCUCUUGUAUGAAAGCACCUUUUCAUACAGUCAUUGAUUUAAAGCAGGCAUGGUCAAACUCGGCCCUCCAGAUGUUUGGGACUACAAUUCCCAUCAUCCCUGACCACUGGUCCUGUUAGCUAGGGAUGAUGGGAGUUGUAGUCCCAAAAACAGCUGGAGGGCCAAGCUUGGCCAUGCCUGAUUUAAAUUAAUUGCCUUUUUCAUCUUAUACUUUACAUAAAAUCCAAGCUUACAUUCCAAAUUGUAACUUCAUUUUCUGUGGUUACUUCACAGCCUUCAUCUCAUUUCCAUUUAAGAGCCAUUUAAGAUCUAAGGACUAUAGGAAAAUACUAUGUUUUGUUGUUAGAAUUUGAAGAGAUAUAAACACACGUGCUUUUGUUAUCUGCGUUUAUUAUGGUUUCUUAACCAUCCCUUUCAAAAACGAUGUGAUUUAAUUUUCACGCUUCGAAAAAUUGUGUAUAGUCCAAAGAUUUGUACAAAGAUGUAUAUGAAAUGACCCCUUCAACCUUUUUGUUUUAUGAGAGCCUGUGUAACACAGUAGCUUAGAGGCCAGGUUACAAAUCAGGAAGUUGCAGGUUUAAAUCUCACCUCUGCCAUGAACUGGCUAGGUAGCCCUGGCUCACAGUAGCUGGACUGAUGGAGGAGUAACAGUUUUCUGUCCAGGAACCUACACAUUCAUUCAUGCCAAGUCCUGGCUUGGCUUAGUGUUGUUACAGGAACAGGAUCACUGGAUGGCCUUAGGCAAGCCACCCUCUCUGACUUUCCCAUCUGCAAUGUGGGGAAAAGUACCGUAUUUUUCGCUCUAUAAGACGCACCAGACCACAGGACGCACCUAGUUUUUGGAGGAGGAAAACAAGAAAAAAAAUAUUCUGAAUCUCAGAAGCCAGAACAGCAAGAGGGAUCGCUGUGCACUGAAAGCAGCAAUCCCUCUUGCUGUUCUGGCUUCUGGGAUAGCUGCGCAGCCUGCAUUCGCUCCAUAAGACACACACACAUUUCCCCUUACUUUUUAGGAGGGAAAAAGUGAGUCUUAUAGAGCAACAAAUACGGUAAUAACUGAUUAUACAAAUUUGCAUGGUUGUAUACAAGCAUUAAAACUAAAGAAUGCAUGUGCAGUUCUUUGAGCCCCUGGAAGUGUUGGCAAAUGGGAAGUGCUGGUAAAGCUCAGUUGCUAGAGCAUGAGACUCUUCAUGGAUUCAAGCCCCACGUUCGGUAAAAGAUUCCUGCAUUGUAGGGGGUUGGACUAGAUGAUCCUUGUGGUCCCUUCCAGUGCUACAAUUCUGUGGUGCCAAGUGCUGUUUUCUGAAUACCAGAAAACAAGAGAGCUGCACCAAUUCACAUGAAAAGGGAGGGAGUUCCCAAAGGUUCAAAAUAAAUCUGGGUUAUCAGAUGCGCUAAGUCAGGCUUGUUGCUCUUUCUCACAUUACUCCAACACAAAAAUACAUAAUAAUAAUUUAUAUGAAUUAACAUAUCUAUAUUAGGAAACAAAUCUUUAUAAAAUGUGUUGCCCUAAAAGCUAUCCCCUUUUUACUAUAAAAUAGUAGAGUUAUUAUUUUCCAUCACCUAUUUCAUAGGGUUAUCACAUCUUUACAUGUAUAAUGCUUAUUUUUCAAAUUCUCACCGGGAAAACAAACUUUUUUCACGUGUGUGCCUCCUUUCUCAUAAAAGAUUACAGAAGAUGACAAAAUAUCAUUGAGUGUUAUUCACAAACUGUUUAUCAGCAAAUAAAAUAGGUUCUUUAUUCUGUCUUUGUAAGGUCCUGUCUCUCAUUAUUUAAUAUAGAGAGAACUGUCUUCAUUUCUUUAUUGAAAUGAUUAUAAUAUAUUUUUCUCUGUAAACUGCUUUGGAAUUUAUUUGUAAUAGAAAGCGUGUAAGAAUACUGCUUACUAUUUUUUAAAAAACCUUAAUGUAAAAAACUUUUAAAACUAGAAAACAGACAUUUCAUGCUGCUAUUGUAACAAUUUCUUCUAACAUAGUAGUUGUUUCUGCAUAGUGACAGAAAAGUAAUACUAAAACAUGCAGAUUUUUAUUUUUUGCCCCAACUCUUUUAAUAGUAGAGAAGCCAUCUUCUUUCACUUGCUUUUUCUUCCUGCAAUUGUAUUUCUUCCCAACUGCCAUACAGAUGCUUCAAAAAUUCAAUCAUUGACUCAGGUGCUGAAUCUCUCUUCUUCUUUGCAUAUGUUUAAAACUUUAUUUACCAGCAUGUUUCCAUGUAGACACCAUGAGUAUAUCACCAAGAAGCCAUUUCCCAGAAGAACAUAAAGAUGGCUAUAUCUUCAGCCAAUGCAUGUGUUCCACUGAAUGGCUAUUAUCAAAAAAACACUUAGCACAUGCAUAAUUUUAAUUAAAAUGGAAUUUGGCACUAUUAUGAUAUGAUUUAAUGUCAUCCAAUAUUAUUAAAAUGCAAAGAAGGAUUAUAAGAUGUGUGCAUGGUGGAAAUGUCUGAGGAAAUAUGUAUGAAAUGAAGUCCCUUAUAUUUACUUUGAAGGGGGGGGUCAUUGAAAGCCUCUAGUUUGCAAUUCCACAUACAGAAACUUCCAUGUACCUUGUGAAUGAAAGGCAAAAGGCUUGUAGACAAUGCAAGAUUUUAUUUGAACUUGUCAUGUGCAGUUGACAACCAAAGCAAUAUAGAAAUUUAUGACAAACUUUAGCAGAGGUAAUCUGCAUGUUAACAACAAAUUAAGAUGCUAAGAUAUCUGAACAUUCUUCACUCAAGUGUUUUUGCCGAGAGGUAAAUCAAUAAAACAGAGAUGAUUAGUGUUCACUUCAGUUCUUUUAUUUGUUGCAUCAAUUAUAUAUUCAACUAUUAUAAUGGUUAAAACAAUUCAGUUUUCUGUUUAAGAAAACAUGGGAAUAAUCCUGAUUAACUGCGAACAAGCUUCAUGUCUCUUGAAUUUCUAUUUUUCAAAAUCCCUGUGUUCUUUUUAAAUACAGGUGAAGGCAGUAUUUUAUACAAUUGCUUCUUGUGAAAUGCAUUACACUUUCUUAAAGGGCUUUUUUAAACAACAACAACAACACUUUCCUUUAUCGUAUUCUAAAUGUCUUAAUGGAAAAGGAGGAAGAUAAAGAAGCCAAACAGAAUGUCAUACAGAAUCUGGAGCCAACAUGGAAUUCCUCUCUUUUCUUCCCCCUUCCCCCAUCUCAUUGUAAGGUUCCAUCAUGCGUGUCUCUUCUGAGGCUUCUCAAUUGUUCACAUAAAACUUGUUUUGUUUACUUGGGGGUGGGGGGAACCGACAAAAAGUAUUUGUGCUUAAGUAGCAGCAUUUGUCUGUUUUCUGCUUGUUGUAAAACUGGCUUUCAGACAAUUUUCCUUGUCAGUUUUUGUAGUGUUUGAACUAAUAAUAUUAAUCCCCAUUGCACUUGCUCUAAAUGCAAAUGGGAUUUACAAUUAAAACAUGCAGAACAAUUUUUUUAAGGCUCUGUUACGUGUACUUUGUGUCUUUUAGAUUAAGAGGCAUGGGCCAUAAUGCUAAAAGUUAUUUCCUAAUAUAAGCAAUUAAAACGAUCAAUUUCUUUAAAGGAAAAACUUGCCUUCUUAUUAUAACAAGAGUUUUGUUUUUGUAUAAUGUGUUAAGGUGCAGGUCCAGGAAAUUGCAUGUCAGAUUUCCUGAUUUAAAAGAUCAUAGUGUGUGGGUGUUAUUUUCCAGGGUUUUUUUUUUUAAUUGAGAACCCCAUUAACUAAGCUGUAAUCAUCUUAAUAUUAUCAAAUGUCAUAUUAGCGAUACUUGCACAGUAGCAUCUCCUUUAAAAAAAUGAAAAACAAAGCUGUUUUGGUGCUAACUGAAUUCAUUCGACAGAGAUAUACUGUUAUUUAUGAAAUUGGCAUAACUAAAUUUUUACUUCUAAGCAACACUGAACACACUAAUGGCUGUUGUUGUUGUUGUUGUUGUUGUUUUUAAUAUUAUAAUCUAUUUUGUCAUUCCAUCUUUAGUAAUGUAUGUCUGGAACCAGAAGAGGAUAAUUAUAUAAAUGUUCCUGUGUUUUGCUUUCUCAAACACUAAAUUUUCUUCAGAUGACAUUGUGGAGUUGGUGGCUUCACACAUAUCUUUAUUUUUAUAAGAUGUGCUGCCGGAUAUGCAUUGAUUUCCAUUAGUUACUCCUGAAUAAGUAUCCAUAGGAUAGUAACUUUCUUUUUAGUUUUUAAUUUAUUCAACUUCUUAAUUUCCCCCAGCUUUUUAGAACACAUGACACAUUUUCUGAACAUCUAAUUUGUACUCCUUAUACACAUUUUGACAAAGCUUUUAAAACUCUUAACAGCAGAAACUUUUUACAGAUCAGUUCCCCCAGAUUCCAUUUUGUGAUCUGCUAGCAUUUAAAGAGGAGAAAAGAGUUUAUGUUGGAGAACACUAUUAAGUGAGUAAUUCAAAGCUGUCUGCAGACUGUCAGUAGUGGAUAAUUCUGGCAAAAAUAAAUAAAUCUGGCAACAAAUAGUAUUGUAAAACCACACAAAUGAUAAGACUGUUUGCCAUGUAUAUUGGAUUAAUGGUCCAAAUCGUAUUAUAGAUCAGCUUGAAAAAGACUAUAGUGCUUGCUUUCCUUGUUGCUUAAAUCAGCUGAGCAGUAAUUAAAGCCAACUAUUUACAAGUCCCUUUGCACUGGAAAAUAUAGGCCAGAGGUGAUGUAAAAGACAAAAUAAAUGUCAUCUUUAUGCUGGAAACAAAUGUUAGCUAUGUGCAAUCCACUUUCAGCUUCAAGUUCAGCUUUUUUGUAAUAAUUUAUAUUGACUUUGCUUUCUCUUAAAUUUUCCACUGCCCAAUUGCCAGCAGCUCAGGGUAGGAAAUAGAAGUAUCUUCCCAGCUCAACAGCAUAAAACUUAAUCACAUUUCAUGAAUGAAUUCGUUUUUCUUACCUGACUUAAGUUGAUAGACAAGCAACUUCUUUGGUCCAGUGGUUGACAAGUUUCGAAAUGGUUUUAAAAUAGUUUCAAAAUGUGUAUCAAUUCUAUUAUCUCUAGGAACUGGAGAUAUGAUGAGUUCUGUGAUAUGAAAAUUAUUGAGAACUUUUUUAUUGUUGUGUGUAAGAAUUCCUUAAAUGUUUGGAUUCAGUAGCUCACUGUCAUGUACUGAGGACAGAAAAUUCAACCUGUUCUUAUGCAGUGAAAGAUGAAAACAAUUUUAAGGAACCUCAGAAAGAGGGGGAGGGAAGUCAUGGUUCAAAAUGUUAGAAUUACUGUUGAAUGACUUGUGAAAUGUUUUCUUUUUUUGUUAUAAUCGAAAAUAAUAACUAAAUAAUAAAAUAAUAAUAAAAGAAAGAAAGAAAGAAAGAAAAUACAACCUGUUCCUCUCCACUUUGAAAUAUGGAUAUCUUUUACAUUUACUUGCAAUUAUUUAUACAAAUAAUGAAGAUGCCUCAUUGUAGCGUUCAGAAUCAGCCAACAUGUUAAUUUUUGUAUCAAAGAAAACAAACUAGUACUGUAUUCACUUGUUUGUAUACACUAGUAGGUACAUUUUGAAGGGAUAUAUUUAGAGAUCUGGGGCAAAUCAGCAACAGUGUAAAUAUAUGAGUGGUUCUGUUCAUUUUCUGCAAUAUUUUCUUUGGAUAUGAAAGGCAACCUUGAAUUAGGGUCAUGGCUUUAGGUCUGAUGAACCAGUUUUUAAAUGCUUUUUAAGAUAUCUGCCAUCUCUUUGUAUACUUUAUCUUCUGAAUGUUUUUGGGGGAAAGGGCUGCAUCUUUUAGCUGGAGUUUUCCCCCCCAGUAAAACAAUAAGAGAAAUAAUUUCCCCCUUUUUUAUUUUAGAAACAUUUAGUGUGAAAUACAAGUCAAAUGACUUUGAGUUUCUCUGCUACAUAAACCAUUAAAUUGCUAUUUUUAAGAGCAGGGUUUACUCUGAUGUUUCUACACAUGUCAGUCCCAUUAUGGUGCAUAAAAUACUCAGUAUAAUCUUGUAUAUACCACAAGAAAAGUUAAACUGAGUAUUUUUUGUGUAAUAACAGAGUAAGUUUCUGAAGCUGCAGUGUAUAUAGUUAAGGAACACUGUCUAAAAAGAGUUCAGUUGUUUUGAACCUUUAUGCCCAAUUUUAUUAAUUCACAGGUGAUGCUAUGAUGUGUCAUUUCUGCAUUCAAAGCGGUUACCCAUUUUCAUUUUGGUUAAAUUCCUAGCGAAUGGAGAUAUUUCAGGAAAUGGCUGUGAACUGAUAGGAAAAUAAAUCCUAACGUGUUUAAAUCAGUGAAUGUGCGACACAAUGCAGUCUUUCAACCACAAAGUCUGUUUGCUAAGUGACAAACAAGAAGUACUGAAUCUUAAUUACAAAGUGUUUUAUUUAGAAGGGAAGUGGAAAGGCUAAAAUUCAAGCUGCAUUUAUUUGCAAAUGAUAAAUAAACCCCUACACCUCAAACUUUCUUUAUUUUUAUUUAUCUGUCAAGGGUAAACCCAUGUGAUCUGCAAAGGUUGAUGAGGCCCCCUUGAGUAGAAUCAAGAGCUCUGACAGCUGGCCAAUUGGGAAGGUGAAAUGGUUCAGUGAAUUGGAUAACGGCAGUACAUACCAUAGUGACUGAUUAAAUUGAUUUGUCCAUGGCUGCUGCCUACCUCUUUUCUGCUGCUGAAACACUUUAGCCUACUUUAGAACUCUCAAAGAAAAGAGUGGGGGCUGUAGUGUGCUUCUGGGUGUAUAUGAACCUAAACAAAAGCAGCUGACCUAAAUAUGUGUUCCCAUAAAAAUGUUAACUUUAUUUUGUCAUUUAACUGGAGUUUAUAGAUUUUUCAGAAUGAAUUUCCUUCCCUAGUAAAGGUAAUACUUUGAGUCCGAUCUUCUCUAGCACAGGAAGAAAAAUGAGGGUAGUGAUAUUGACUGAACUAAUUCAUUUCUCGUACAUUUCAACCUAGACAUUUAUAUUUCCUUCCUUAACAACCCUUAAGAAAUGGGUCUGUUUGCUGUGGUGAAGGGGAUGGUUUUAAGUUGUCUCGCUGUAACCAAAUAGACACAGAAGCCAAAGUAAUAGCAGAAUGUUUAGUUGAGAAAGCAGGGAGGGCAGGCAUGAAUCCUUAUUUAGACAAACAAAUGAAAUUACUGAGGAAAAUCUAGCAAAUAUAUUUACUUGGAUAUUAAUGCUGCAUGGAAUAAAGAUAUAACAUAUGAGCAAAUUAAAGAUGGUAUAGUCUAGAAAUGAAUUUUGCCUAUUUUGGGUUCCACUCCAAACUCAAAGAGCAGUUAUUUAUUUGGUUUCUAGUAUUUGGAAAACAAAGAUCUUGAGCAAAUGUUAGUUGGGAAGCAGUAACACAGAAUAUGGAUUACUCUGAAUAUGCACAGGUGAAUGUGGUUUUAUUUUACUUUAUUUUAUUAAGCAAAAGGACCAUGGUCUGCCAAAUCCAGUUCCUGUAUCACAUCAAAUAUUUUCUGCUAUGUCAUAUAAAGUAGAUUUAUUGCCUUAGCUCAUGAGCUUCUAGGCAGACAAAUAUGCAAUUUGAUUCACACUAGCCUAUAAGAUGUUGUUCCACAGCAUCACUUCAAGUUUGUUGUGCAUUGUGAAAUCUUGGUGGUUUGGAGAGCAGGACUGAGGACAGUUUUAUCGACAAGGCUUUCAGAAAGUAUUAUAGCCACCAGGGAGCCUACUACAAUAUGGCAACUGACUAAAUUCCCUCCUGUUUGGAGAUGCAACUCUGAUCCUAAAAUUCCUUACUACACUGAGAGUCGUGGGGCUGCAUAGAAGGUACAUGGUCUCCUACUACACAGUGAGCCAAGCAUCCAUAUGUUCCCAAAAACCUUUGGAAGUCUGAAAAGGGGAGGGAGGGUAGUGGGUGGCUCACCACAUCACCAAAGUCCUUGUUCUGUUACAUAACAAAGACCAACAGACAGCAUAACGGAUAGUUAAUGCCCCACUUGUCAUGUAGAGAGUGCUACUUGCCAUGUGGAAAGUGUCAGUAUUUUGAUUCUCCAUCUCUCAUCUGCCCCAGGCGCAAUCUCUCCCCGCACCCACACAUGUGUACAAGCAUAUAUUUGUGUUGCAUGAUUCCUAAAAAAAAAAAAGGUUAUUCAGAGUAGUCCUUCCAAAAUAUCUGAUAUAAAUCCCCCCCCCCAUUUAAAAUAAGGACUACUGUUACUGAUAACAGUGGCAUUGGCUUAAUUUGAGCAGCAGAAAUAGAUCAGGCUUUAAUUAAGUACUUAACCCGAGGUACCACUGUAGUUGUCCACAUCUUACCUGAGAAUCUUCUGCUACUCUAUUCUAUUUAAUGCAACAAAUAAUUUUGGUAGCCGUGGUUUUAUUGUAUGUGGUUUUAUUGUAUGUGUGGUGCCCAAUGAUUUUUAUGGUUAUUGUUGUUGUUGUUGUUCUCCUUCUGAAUGAUUCCAUGGCCUAUGGCUAGUGCAAUAAAAAGUUUAAUUGGAUUGGACUAGUUGUCCAUUCCUCCCUUUACAAAUUCAGUUUCCCUCAAGAUUGUAUAAAACCGUAUGAAGUUAGCAAUGGUCCCUCCUGACAAAGUGGACCAUGGAACUCUGCAUCAUAUGAAGAUUGCAACAGUUGUCUAAGUGUUAUGGUAAGGUUUGUUCCUUCUGUGGAAAGGAAAUGGCCCCCGCCAGCUGCUAAGGUCCCCAGUGGGGCAUUGUGGUCAGUACAAAAAGCAAGCCUUGAGAAACAACUCCAAAACUUCUUCUAAUUGCAGAGAGAUCUUGGGUUCCUUCGCUGGACUCUGAGCAGAAAUGUAAUCUCUCUGCAUAUGUUCAUUAAAAGAUGAAGGAAGCUUAACAAAUAUACUGAAAUUGAAGGGAAACAUCUAUCAGAGAAGGUAGACAAGCUAAUCUUCAGUUCUGGUUUUCUUAAUGGAUCAGUAGGACUCGGCAUGUUCAGUAGGGGACAGCUACUAAAUCCAAUUUAAAGAGGGCUCCUAACCAUGUUAUAGCCCAGGGGCGGGGAACUUUUUUGGCUUGGCCCCAUCCCAUGGGCCAACUUUGGCAGGUGGGUGGAUCAACCCACUUGUCAAUCACAUGAUGCUACUAGAACACCACUAUGCUAAUCAAAAUGGGUGGGACGGUUGCACUUCUUGUCCUUUUAUAUUUUCAGUUUAUUUUAUAAACCUAUUAAGUGUUUCACAGUUCAGGGAAAGACUAUAAACAAAUAUUUUCAGUAUCUGUCUAAACAUCAGGAUGUUAAUUGUCUGUCUAAUUUCAGCUGGCAACUGAUUCCAGGGGGCUGGAGCUGUAACACUAAAAGCCUGGCUUGUAGUCCGAACCCUGUCAGAGGAGUAGUGUUGUUAAGCAGGUGGCACAGCAGUAAAACUGAUAGCACAUUUGCAAAGCUAAGCAGAGUCAUCCAGCCCAACCCCCCUCAACAUACAAUCCCCCAUCCAGUUUGAAACCAUGCCAGAGCAUGCUUACCUUUGCAAAUAUCCUAGCAGUUUUAUUGCUGCGGAACUAGGAUGAAUUUAUCAUUACACAGUGGGGUGGUGCUUACAGAGAAAGAGAGUGGCAUAUCAUCCGCAUACAAGUGACACUUGAUCAGCGGCUUCAUAUAGAAAUUAAAUAGCAUCGGAGACAAAAUAGUGUCCUGACGCAACCCCAUAACACAGAUGCCAGGGAGCCAAAGAUCCUUUCCUCAGUGCUGUUCUCUGGAACAGAUUCACCAUGUAAGACUGGAAUCAAUAUAAAAACACUGCCCUGGACUCCCAUCCUGUAGAGCUAGUUCAAGAGGAUACCACGGUCAAUGGUAUCAAAACAUGGAGAGAUUAAAUAGAAGCAAGGUCUCACUCCCCUUGUCCCUCUCCCAAUGAAGGAAAGACAAAGGCAACAAACAUGGGCAUAGCCAGGGGUUAUGUUAGGGGGGCAGACUUUGUGUUGGGGAGGCAGAACCUCUGUUAAGUAUGUUUUAUUGAUUUACUUGAUUUGGGGGGGGGAGCUGCCCCCCUGGCCACCUUGGCUGCACCCAUGGCAACAAAGGCAAUUCAAGCCACUGAAAUGAGUCUAGAUAAUCAGUUUCAACUAGGAAGGAUUGCAGCUGCUCCAGUGCUCUCAGUUACCUUCACAAGAAAAUACAUAUUAAUAACCAGUGAAAACCCAACUAUCACAUACUAGUGGACUCAAAGCAGAAGGCACCACCCCAUCGAAUAAUGAUAAAUUAACACUUUGGACUCAUCUAGUCAUGCUCUGCUUGAUAGUUUAUAUUAACCAUAAGGAACAGGGAUCAUGCAGGCAUGUGGUCAGAUGCAUAGCCACAAGCAGCUUGUCAUAGAAUCAUAGAAUUGUAGAGUUGGAAGGGACCACAAGGGUCAUCUAGUCCAACCCCGUGCAAUGCAGGAACCUUUUGUCCAACAUGGGGCUCAAGGCCUCCCGCCUGUGACCCUGCGAUUGAGUCUCAUGCUCUGCCGACUGAGCUACCAAGAGAUUGUUCCCAUAAAAUUUGGUUAAAGGUGGGUUGACAUCUCAUGUGGUUUUGCACUAGCUAUGGUAUCACAGCGCCCAGAAAUUUUACCCUAGAAUGCUUCCAAAAACUUUACUCCCUCAGGGGCCAGUAACCUCCAAACCACUCUGAAGAACUCCGCUGGACUGCUAGCAGCAGAUGCAACACAGGCAGCAAACGAUGCCUUCACUGUAAGGUGCUGGGAACAAUUACUGUAUAUGUGCUCCAACCGAUGUUUGGAAAGCUUUGGUGUGAUAUUUCCACCACUUGCUCUUUAGCAGAGUGGCCUAGGCAUAUUUUAAAUCACUGAACAAGCAUAUGAAUAGAUAAAAUUAAUCCGAACCCUCCGACUUGUGCCAAUACUAUAAUGAUUUUAAAACUGCAAGAGAGAGGCAAUUGUUUAGAUUCUUGCUGCCCUCUAGUGGAGUAUGUUUAAACAUUCAAAAAGAUUAAACACAUAAAGUAUCUUUAUCUCAGUAACUCAUUGCCAAAAUUUUCCGUUGUUUCUUUUAUUUCUGACCCCCUGGUGCACUUUCUCUUGUUCAGUGGAGGCCUAUUCACACUCAAAGUUAUUUGAAUGUAUAAUGCAAUACAAUGUAUAACAUUGUUUAAUACGUUUGUGUGAGAGUUUAUACUGGCAUUAUUGUUAUCCUAUAACUUAGUGCUGUCUGUGCAAAUUUCCUUUGGUAUAGUUUGUUUCAAAAUUCUUGCAGUAUUUUGGAUGCUUUGUUAAAGACAUGGGCUUGCUUGGAUCAUAAGAUAAAUUAGCCUAAGGAAAGUUACAGAAAUUUCCUGUGCCCACUGACACUUUGAGAACAGGAUCAGGUACAUAGUUUGGGAAUGCUCAUUGGUACUAAUAGAUGCUAAUUGAUCCUGCAUUGCCAUUAGAGGCACAAAUCAUCUUAGUGACUCAAAGCACCUUUUAAUAACUGAUUGUCCAAUUGCCAACUAUGGCGAUUCCUCAGUGGCAGUAACUUCUGUUAACCUGUUUGUUCCUGUUUGGAAUUGCUGUAUACAUUGGGUUGUCCAUAAAUUUCAAGUGGUCCAGAACAGUAGUAUUAUAGCAAUUUUAUCAUUGGGGACCAGAUGAUCUAAACAUAUGCUAGUGGUUUAUCAUCUGUACUAGUCCUUUGCCCAUUUCCAAGCUCAAUUCAUAGUUCCAAUUUUGACCUUAAAAGUCCUAAUGGAUUGUGACCAGGGAACUGGAAGGAUAGUCUUCUCCCACAUGUACCUAUCCCUUUAUAUUAGGAAGCUCUCCUCUGGGUGCCCCAGCCAAGUGAAGUGUAACAACCGAUCACAGGAAAAAGAGGCUUUUCUGUGGUGUCACCUAUCUGGGUUAUCACCCUCCCUAGGCAGGCUCUCUAGAAACUUUAUUUCCCCCCCACACCAAGCAAAGACCUUUUUAUAUCCUCAUGCUUUUUGGAUACAUCUAUUAUUAAUUAAUUAAAUUUAUAUGCCUCCCUUAUACCCACAGGUCUCAGGGCAGUCCACAAGAUACUUUUAACCCAUUGAAUUUUAUAUCAUCUGUGUGCUUUAGGUGAUACUGUUUUAAUUUGCUGCUGCUGAAAUCUUUGCUGCUUUUGACAAUUGCUGACUUUUGUGCUGUUUCAGUGUUUCACUGUUGGAAGCUAUCAGGAGUAUGAGGUUGUUGGGUGGCAUACAGAUGGCAGCACAGGGAGGCAGCAGUGCUCAUCUGACCUCCAGGCACUUGGGUUGCUGCUGAAUACCAGAAUGGAGAGGGGGAGGGGGAGAGGUGAAACAGCGGGCAGGUCAGUGCAGUGCAAACACACCAGUGGAACCAUUCCAGCAUUCCUGCUGGUACAUUGAGCUUCUCCUUCCUGAUGAUGCAUACAGAUAGUGUAAAGAAAUAAACAAUUAAAAGACUCAAUACUUGUAGUAUCAUUUGCUCCCAUGAACCCUUGUUAUCUUUCCCUCUCAUUUCCCUCCCCCUCUGCUGCAUCUUAUCUUUGCUGUCCCCUCCCUUUUUCCUCUGUUGUCUUUCCCUGCGUAGCUCAGUUAAAAUUUUGCUUGAAUCUUCUACACUUCUUCCCCUACCCAUAUUGGUCUGUAAAAUAACAUGUAGGAAAGAUAAACUUCAUUGAUCAGUUCAUUUUUCUAAUAUGCCUACAGUUCUUUGCUGAGCACCACCCAUUCCAUGAUUCAUGGUAUAUUCUGAAUUUUAUAUUAUUUGUAGACCGUGAGGUGGUUUUCUUGACAGUGUGUUUGAAUUGGGACUUCGUAAAGAGUUAGUUACUGCCAGUUCUUCAUUUAAUUCAUUGUGUCAUUGCCUUGUUUCUGGUGGACUAAGGUAAACACUAAGAGAAUUGGCAAAUCUCAAUGACAGACAUUGCUCUGGAGAUGGAAUGUCUUUGAAUACCAGUUGCUGGAGAACACAACUGGAGGUGGUCCUUUUGUGUUUAUGUCCUGCUUUCAGUCUUCGCAUAGGCCACUGUGAGGAAAGGAUGCUGGAAUAGAUGGGACUUUGGUUUGAUCCAGUACGGCUAUUCAUACAUUCUUGUGUAGAUAUACAGUGGUGCCUCGCAAGACGGAAAACCCGCUAGACGAAAGGGUUUUCCGUUUUCUGAGCUGCUUCGCAGGACGAAUUUCCCUAUGGGCUUGCUUCGCAAGACGAAAAUGUCUUGCGAGUCUUGAAUUUUUUUUUUGCUCCCCCCCCUUUUUCUAAGCCGCUAAGCCGCUAAUAGUCUUUUAGCAGCUAAGCCGCUAAGCCUUUAAUAGCCGCUAAACCGCUAAUAGCGCUAAUCCGCUAAUCCGCUAAUAGGGUUGCUUCGCAAGACAAAAAAACCGCUAGAUGAAGAGACUCGCGGAACGGAUUAAUUUCGUCUUGCGAGGCACCACUGUACAAGCAAACAUGCACCAAAUGUAUGCUCACACAUGUCAGCCUCAAACACACUCAACAGACAGUCUCUGGAUACGUAAGUGCCUGGCUGUUCACCUGCAACUGUAAUGGAUAUCUGCCUAGCUGUGCAGGUCACUUUUGUUUGUAUUGAAAAGGAGCAGGAAAGUGGCACACUUCUUACCAGAUUAUGAGUAAUUAGAACAAGCCACAGAUGUAUGAGCGUUGUCGAAAUCUCUUUGGUGGCAUGAAGCGCAGGCCCUGCGCUGGUUGUUCUCAUUCUACUCCCAAAUUGCACAAGCAUGUACAAUGACCCAUAAAUCCUUUUUUUCAUUUGAGGACACCUUUGAAUAAUGAAGAAAUCAUUUCCUUUUUAAAAUAACUCUUAAACAUCUUGGGUCACCCAAACAAUUGCAGAUAAAGCAUCCCCCUCCCCCAUUUUUUGAUGCAUAGAGCAAAAAAAAAUGCACCUGUUAAGCCUCUUAUAGUUUAAGAAAAUAUUUAUCUUUUGCAGAUGCUACAAUUGUGGUGGCCUCGAUCAUCAUGCUAAAGAAUGUACACUACCUCCACAGCCAAAGAAGUGCCAUUACUGUCAGAGUAUCAUGCACAUGGUGGCGAACUGCCCACAUAAAACUGUUCUGCAGCAGCCCACUAGUUAUCAGGGAAGAUACGAAGCAGAUCCCCAGCCCUCAGGGGCUUAUGGCUACACAUCUCCAUCCUAUUCUCAGGAGGGAAGAGCAGAUGUCUUAGAACGCUCAGGCAGGUCACCGCAAGAAGCUGGAGCAUCGAGUAAAUUAUCUCCAUCGCCUGAAGAACAGAGCCGGAAGGGGCCUUCUGUUCAAAAAAGGAAAAAGACUUAG
Messenger RNA from Podarcis lilfordi (Lilford's wall lizard), 76646 nucleotides. The record is from the annotation of a GenBank genome assembly. NCBI's taxonomy places the organism in Eukaryota, Metazoa, Chordata, Lepidosauria, Squamata, Lacertidae.